Xyrichtys novacula (pearly razorfish) is the source of this 49360-nucleotide messenger RNA. The record is from the annotation of a GenBank genome assembly. NCBI's taxonomy places the organism in Eukaryota, Metazoa, Chordata, Actinopteri, Labriformes, Labridae.
GUUUGGGAUGUAAAAGCCUUUGUGAGGAUCAAAAUUCUUAACCUUUACCGCUUGUUAUGUAACCGCAGCAAGUCCAGGUCCAGGAGGAUUGUACUUGAAAUGUUGGGACACACACCCAUAAGGUCACACACAAGUUCUCGGGGUAUACACUGCAGCCUUUGUGCUCGGCAGACGGAGUCCAAAUAAAGACUCCACUCAUACGUGUCCUUGGAUCCACUAAAUUAGCCCAACCUUGCCCUUCGAUUAGAUGGUGGCAGGAAAGAAGCGGAGAAAAUGCAGAGCUGCAUAUUAAACCGAUGUGGAGGAAGGAGGAAAUCCUGCUGCCCCUCUGCUUCCUGUGACCUCCUGUCACACACAAACACACCAUCAGGUUGACCCUUCACCUUUCACAACAAGGACAGACAUAAACAGUCUCUCACGUCCCUCAGUUUGGGACAGAUCAGGCACUGAUUUGGAGCAAGGACAAAGACGGACGGGAAACUCCCAACAAAAAUGAUGCAGGCUGCUGCUGAGCUCGCAGCUCUGUGAUGCAGUUUUAUUCAACGUUAUUUCCAGCUUCAUAACCAAUAACCUGCUAAUGUUAAAUACUUGGAUAUUAUUGGUCAAAACUCCAUAAAAAGGUCAUUAAAGGGAUAUUCCAGUGUAAAAUUGAUUUAAGGUCAAGCACACCAUAACACCAAGUUAGGCACCCCGUUGAGAGGUGAAUGUUGCCGACCGCUUGCUUCUCUAAAGUUAUACCAACUCUAGUAAUGGCCGCACGAUAGCAAUACACAGCUGUCUGAGUAACCAUAAACAAACCUCAACCGAAACGCCACUCUAUAGCCACAAAUAAUGCUCAGAACAGCACCUAACUUCAUCAACAGUACAUAUAGGGUCACAGACAUAGUACUAGACACCAAACAUCUUUUUAACUUUGCCUAAUUUCUUUAGCAAAGAGACUAAACACAACUCAACCUACUCUCUUCCAGCAGCUGCUUGUUCGUAGCGAGACCUCGACCAAUCCACCAUCUACUGAGGCGGAGUUUCACAGCACAAGGAAGAACAUUUACGAUCAUUUCUUCAUGGAAAUUCAAUCAGACCGAGACGCUGAGGCAGAAGAACUACCGCGUCUGCAGUGAAAAGUGAAUUAAUAUGAUGAUUAUUACUUCAAGGAAAUGAUAAAGAAAUGAUCAUAAAUGUUCUUUCUUUAGCUUCGUCACCCCGCUGCAGUAAUGGACUGGCCUGAGGUCUCGCUACAAACAAGCGGCUGCUGGAAGAGAGUAGGUGAGCUGUGUCUCUUUUUGUUCUGUUCUGAGCAUUAUUUGUGGCUAUAGAGUGGCUUUUUGGUUGAGGUUUGUUUAUCACAUUUUAGAGUGCAUGAUUUGACCUCUUUCUGUUGACAAUGUGGCAAAAAAUAUUGAUUUCAGAUAAAGAAAAAAUCAGACAGGGAUGCUGCUGAGACACAGAAGGAGCUGCAGAGUGAAAGAGACAUCUAACAAAUUGAAGAAAGCAGACCAAGUUACCACAAACCACAACUAGGUAUGUGUUUGGCUGUGUUGGGUGAAAAAGACAACAGAUUGGGGGAUGUUGUGAACACAGAGGUAGAGAAAUGAAGGGUGUCUGUCUGUGUGUGUCUAAUUGUUGGGGGUCAGCGGUGUAACAGAGAUGAGGUGAUCUCCCUCUGGGCUUUGCUGUGGUGACUGGAGCAUAAAAAGUGGUUUGACUGCUCAAUCAGGUCACGUGAAGUCGGUCAGGAGGAGAACCGCAGACGUUUCCCAUGGUGGUCGGCCUAAUCUGCCAGACAUACGCCUCCCUGAGGGUGAGCACCCUCUGCGGCACGAGAUUCUGGGAGUCAGACAACCCGAAAAUCCCGCACAUGUUCACUUCAAGCCAAAGACUUUUACUCAGCGAUCACUUUGUGGUUUUUGUUUAGUGCUUUUUUUUCUUCUUUAUGGCAAAGAGCCCAGUUUGGUCUAAAACAACAGCACAAACGUGACAUUUUGUAGAUUUGAAAGUGUUAAAUUCUCCAUGCUCAAAUUCCCCUCUCUGCACUGAGGAUAUCUGGGCCACACCGGGAGGACUCUCUUAUGACUCAUAAACACAUUAGCAUGACAUUUAUGUGGAGUAGAGCGCACUGACUCUGUCUGUGUGCCAGAGAGACGGAUUCAGGAAUCUAACUGCUCUAAAUAUGAGCUACUCAGACUUUCCACGAGGUUGCUCUGCCCGAUCAGGUCCAGCGCUGACAUAAACGGACAGUAACACUUAAUUUGUCGAACCAUAUUCCCAAAGCUAUCACCGACAUUAUGCAUAUGACCUAUUUUCUACUUGUAGCACAGAGAAUAUUCAAAUCAGGGCUUGCACUGUGAUAAAUAUUUCAAUAAAUAUUUUGCAUCAAUCUGCGCACGGUGUAAAACCUCAUAACUGUUGGGACUGGAGUGAGGGAGUCUGCAGCUUCUUUACACAUGCACUCCUGAAAACGUUCUGAAAAUUUCUAUGAUAGUGUGUCCUAAAAGUUUGCACUUGUUCACACGUGUCCCUAACAAUGUGAAGUUUUGGGAUGGCUGUGGAUCAGCGCUGGUGUUGGACAUUUCUUGGUUACAGGGUUGGUGACUUGUUUGUAGCAAGACCUCAGGCCAGUCCAUUACAGACUACAGCGGGGUGACACAGCUCAAGGAAGAACAUUUAUGAUAAUUUCUUCAUGGAAAUGCAAUCAGACCGAAACGCUUAGGCAGAAGAACUACCGUGUCUGAAGUGAAAAUGAUUAAUAUGAUGAUUAUUACUUUAAGGAAAUGAUAAAGAAAUGAUCAUAAAUGUUCUUCCUUGAGCUGUGUCACCCCGCUGCAGUAAUGGACUGGCCUGAGGUCUCGCUACAUACAAGUGGCUGCUGGAAGAGAGUAGGUGAGUUGUGUUUAGAGUCUUUUCUAAAGAAAUGAGUCAAAGUUAAAAAGAUGUUUGGUGGCUAGUACUAUGUCUGUGACCCUAUAUGUCCUGUUGAUGAAGUUAGGUGCUGUUCUGAGCAUUAUUUGUGGCUAUAGAGUGGCGUCUUGGUUGAGGUUCGUUUAUGGCUCCUCAGACUGCUGUAUAUUGCUAUUGUGCGGCCGUUACUAAAGUUGGUAUAACUAGAGAAGCAAGCGGUCGGCAACAUUCAUCUCUCGAGGGGGUGUUUAACUCAGUGUUAUGGUGUGUCUGACCCUAAAUUAAUUUUAAGACGGAAUAUCCCUUUAAGGGCAUAAUCAAUUUCACCUCAUCUCUGUUAUACCAAAUCACACGACUAUGUCACUGGGAGUAGUGUUGGUUAAUUUUACGUAGCUUGCAUCUUGUAUCCCUAGAUUGCAGGUUGCAGGUUGCAAGGUGUAGCUUGCAUCUUGUACCAUCACUUUGCAGAAUGUAGCUUGACUCUUGCAGCUUUAAGUUUGCUGCCUGUAGCUUGUAGUUUGCAGGUUGGAGCUCACAAGUAACAGUUUGCAUCUUAAAAAGCCCAGUUUGCAGCAUGUCGCUUGUAGGUUGUAGCUUGUAGCUCGCCUACAGCCUGCAGGUCACAGUUUGAAGCAAGUGAACAAAUUUACUUAGUGUGGGCAGGAAACAGCCCACAAUAAAUCAGGAUGGAAAUUUUUGCCAGGACUUUUUUUGCAGCUCACAUUGAAAAUAAGACCUUUUGUUUGGGUCCUUGUGGACUGCUUAAAUAGGUUUUCCUAUUUUUCCUCUCUGCUUUAACUUUUCCCCAUUUGCUUUUUAGCAAACAGCUUUGGGAAUUAAGUUCCCUUUAAAAACACAUGGUUAGGUCCUCACAGCCCACGCUUGGUGCCAGAGUGCAAAGAAAAUAAACACAGUCUGGAUGCAUGAACCCAAAUCUUCAGUCAUUCCUGGAUAGCUGACAUUCAGAUCACUCUCAUCUUGGCCAGUUUGUUCAGGUGUCACAUCAGGAUCUUGCUGCAGGACUUCAGUUUCUCUCACUCUAAACUGGAUUGUGCCGGUUAGAAGAGGGUUCAGUGUGAUAAUCCUGCUGAUGUGAACUUCCAGAAAUGAGUCGUUGCAGUCUCUGAGUGUCUGCAAAUCCUCUCUUAGUUUAAAAUUUUUGGAAAAUCAAUCAAACAUGCAAUCUCAGUACAAAGACAUCACAGAUUAUUUUUCCUCAGAUGUUUGCAGCAGGAGUUUGCAGUCGAAUAUACGUGUAGGAAAAAUGAGUGAAAUUAUUUGCUUUCUCUGCUACUUAAAUAAAUCUAUGUUAUUGGGGUCAAGCCUCUAACUCGCUCCUGUGGGAAACAGUUUAAGCCGAGCUGUUUGUGUUAUGUCUGCAGAAUGUCACGUUGUUUAGGACAGAGUGCUGAGAAUUCGACAUUUGUCCAAAAAGAGACACCUACGACCAAACAAAUGACUGAAUACAUUAAAACAUCUGCUCAUGCUUGACCAUUGGAGUAAUGCACACAGGAAGUGAGACCCCCUCCUUCUCUGCGGAGGCAGGAAUGCUUUAAUUGAGACCAUGUGUGUUGUAGAAACAAGCUCUCGCCCUCACUCUGUCUCUGUCUGUGUGUGUGUGUGUGUAACCUGAAGGCUCCCCCUCCUUAUGUAAGAGCCUUAAGUCUGCAGUUUUUCUGAUUUGGGGACAGUCUUUUAUACCUUAGAUUUGCGGCUAUUUUGAGUGUAAUGAUGCAAUAUAUUAUUUUAAAGAAUUUCAGGUUAGUGUGAAGUGCUUUCGGAUUAGUUCGACAGAGAAGUGCCGCUUGUGCAAACAUCAUCACAAACAUGUCUGUCUUUUCUUGAAAUGUGUUGCCUUUGUGAUACUGCUCCUGCUCUUCAAAGGGCGGCUGACAACAACAUGAAACACUGACAGACGGAAGCGAGAGAAAAUCUGUGGAAGCAAAUCACACCCAAAAAAGAGUAUAUUGGUUCAAGUAUAUUCCUGAAAAUAGGAUUUGAUGCAGAAAAAUGAAAGCUCUACCACAUCCAUUUAUCAUUUGGUUUUUAGUAUUACCCCGUAAAUCCAGAGAUUUCACUCAAAUCAUUCAAUGAUAUUAUGUAUAAUUGUUAAUAAAAUCAUCAUUCCAAUAUUACAGUCCCCAUUUGUGGAACAAUCUACCUACAGACCUGAGAGCGACACCUACUGUUCAUAUUUUUAAAAGUAAACUAAAGACCUACCUUUUUAUUCUGGCUUUUAGUUGAAUUUUCUUUUAAUCUUUUAAUCUGCAUUAUUCGGUUUUAGGCUAUUUUAGUCCUAGAGUAAUUAUUUUGUGUUUUAUUACCUCUUUUUUAAUUUACUCUCUUUUAUUGUUCGAUUUUAAGACUUUUAUUCAAUUAACUUUUAACGUUUUAUCACCUUCAUUAUAUUUUAUCAUGGUUUUAUCGUUUUAGUCCGAGAUCCAGAGUUUUCUCAUCUUUUUUAACUCAAGAUAGUGUUUCCUCAGUCAUCUGUGGCAAGUUGAAUAGUCCUCACCUGGUCUUUUAUGUACGCAUCUGUGUGUGUUUAAUGGGGGUUGGGAGGCUGGGUGGGGUUUGGUAUUUGUAUUUAUUUUAUGUCAUUGUUUUUUUUAUAUAUCAUGGGCGAAUGGACAGCACUUUUCAGAAGUGCUUUAAAGAUAAAGUCUAAUUGACUGAUUGAUUGAUUAAAAUUCUUUGCAGUUUUGUGCUCAGGAACAUUAUUUUGAGAUUGUUGAAUGAUUUGCUCACAGUCUCUCAUAGAGAAGUGAAUUUCUUCCCUUUUGUACAACUGAAAAAACUACUGAGAAACAAUUUUUUAACCAAUGUAAUUUUUUUUCUUUUUUUAGCAUUACACAACUUUUUUUCAGUUUUGUUGUCCCUAUGUCACUUUUUCCAUUUUUUUUUACAGGCUUUAAAAAAAUAAAUGGACAUACUUUUUGAUUCAAGACACUUUUUUGUUUCAACUUUAAACAUGUUUUUUUUUUUUGCAGUAUUUGAAAUGAAUAAAACCAUCAAAUCUGUUUUUAUUCGUUUUUUUCUCUUAAAUGGGCCUAUAAAUAAAACGUUCUUGAAAUAUCUAUCUAAGAAUGAUUCAUCAACUCUUUAGGAAUUGAUCGGAACAUGCCGAUAAUCGAUAAUAAUGAUAUAGAUAGUUCUAUAGCAUCAGUAUUGACAGAGGUCACGUGAGCGCUGAUGAAAAUGUGAGGCUGGGUUGGGAUCAAACUAAAAUCAAGGCAUAGAGACUAUUUUCUGUUUAUUAUUUUCAGAGUAAAAUAAUUCCGCUAACGUUUUGUCUACUGUUUUUUAUUUUGAAGGUCUCAUAACUUCCACUUCCGGUAUAGUUCCGGGUGUGUGUGCUCGAAUUUGACGCAGCCGUGUCAACUACUCUCCCGAUACUAGUGGAGUGAAGGCGUAUUUGGAGGGAUAACGAUAACACGCUCGGCCAGUGUGGGAGAAAAGACACCGCUGCUGCUGCUGCUGUUACUGCUGUUGCCACGGACACACACACGCAGUAACACACAGACACACACACCGACUGCUUGAACCGGAGGGACUGUCCUCGCGACUGUGAGGCGUAAAUGGCCACAACAUCCUCCAAAAGAAGAAGACGCUUACCCGCGAGACAACCUGUGCACCAGAUGCGUCCUGGAAAUUAAGACGCGUUUUUUUUUUUUUUGCUGAAAUUCAGACCCCCUCUUUUUCUCGCGAGUUUGCUGCUGUCAUCGUCUUAUUUUGGAGGGGGGGGAUCCGGAUCAAUAAGCUGCAAUCAUGGACGAGGAGAACCAAGGUAGGAUUGAUCAGAAAGGCUGGACUUGAGGCUGUUCCUGCACUGACAGUCAGGAGACAUGUGCCUGUUUAGUCUGAGGGUGUAAAAAUAGGAAUUAUGAUGAUAGUGAUAAUAACGGUGUGGGUCCUGACUUUGGCCUGUAAUGUCAGGGUUGUUUGACUUGACAUGGAGAGAGUUUGAAAACAGGCACUAGUGGAGGAUCUCCUCAGCCCACAGUGAUGCACCUUCCUCAGAUACACUGGCAUGAAGUUACCCUCACACAAAAACAGUUGAAUGUCUUACUCCAACCUUGAAAAUAACAAACAUAAUGACUUACAAAUGCUUCAGCGUCGUAUUGUGUUCUGACUUUGUUUGUCCAACAGGUCUCCUCCUCGCUCGGGUUCAAUCACUGACUCAUUCACUUCAUUAAAUCUGGGGUUUUGUUGGAGGAAUGUGUUGGCACAGAUGUGUCAGAGCAACACAAGAGCCCGAGGAGCAGAUUUACUCCACAUGCAGAUGUUGUUGAGCAUACUUUUGGAUCGGAGGGGGUUGACACAGUUUUAAAGAAGCGCUGCCCUGGAUACUAAAUUAUUUACCGCUGCUUUAUUUAUUCAGCGUGACAAAAAAGUGCUAGAUGAGUAACAGAGAAAAUAUUAUAAACCAAUAACAGCUCUUAGUGUCUGUUCUGUCUUUGUGUUUGUGUCACAUGAUGGUCGUUUUGUGUGUCUCAGUAGUCGUUCUGCAUCACUUUAUUUCAUAUUUUUCUGCAGUUUUGACCUGAUUAAUAGUUUUGAAUCUCUUAAAAUGCAGUUUUCUAUUCCAGGUCUGUGAGGUUUUUUCUCUCUUUGCAUCUCUAUGGAUGUUGAACGCAACUUUGUGGUUGUUUAAUAUGAAUUUUGGGCACUUUUGCCUCUCCUUUUGGUUGCUUUACGUCUGUAACUGUUCAUUUAUUUCAUUUUUUGUUAGUUUUCUGUGCUUUUGCAGAUGUUUUACAUCUCUUUGUGUGCUCCUCUGUCUCUUUUGGCCACAUUUAUGCCACCUCACAACUUUGAGGUUGUUUAUUUUGAAUUUUGGGCACUUUGUUGCACCUUGUGUUUAUUUUGCCUCUCCUUUUGGUUAGUUUACGUCUGUAACUGUUCAUUUAUUUAGCAUUUUUGCUGUUUUUUUUGUGCUUUUGCAGAUGUUUCACUCAGUGCCGGCUGCAGAAACAAAUGAGAGGAGGGGCAUUACAUUUUUUCAGGGGGGCACACUUAUUUAAACCUGUAUUUUAUCUGCUUCAAGGUCCUUACACACCGGGGCCGACACAAAUAUAGAACACGAAAUCGCGAAAUAUUCGGAGGCGAAUUUUGACGCGCCUGACUAUACACAGGGUGAAAAAGACGUAUCCCGGAGAGGACUUUUCCGUGGAAAGUCCCGCCUCCGUCGCCUCUAAUUGGCUAGAAAAGCUGGAAACGUCAUCAUGCGCUUAAGCUGCUUGGUUCAGGAGCUGAAACUGGACCACGGUCGCUUCAAAACCUUUUUUCGGAUGUCCGCUGAACAAUUUGAAGUUCUGCUGAAACAAUUAGCUCCAAGUUUGAAGAGUCAGAGGACUAGACUCUAGUGUUGAGAUGGCUUUCUGUCAUGAGAGCAUGUACUGAGUCGCGGCCAGUACCAGAUAAGCACAUGAAACUAUGGUAACAACCGUUAGCUUACGUUAGCACAGAUGAAAGUUAAAACAAAAACACAAAACAGGCUAAAGAGAACCCUCUCUAGCCUGUUCGAUUCUUAUCUUCAAUAUUCAAAAACCAACUUUCUCACUGUAGAGACGGGCACCACACAUUUCUAGUUUCUUAAGUUACCAACUUGCAGGAGAGAAACUAUUACCCGUGUGUAAGAGUAGUGUUCAGCGCCUGCAGAGCUGCAGGAUACGAGUGUUUGCCGGAGUGCUGCAAUGCAUGGCAUGCAGGCAUAAAGCUGUCAUUGUGCCGGCUCGGCCUCCAGCGGUGGCACAUGUCAGCACAGCCUCACGGACAGACAUAUGGUGCGAUGCCAACCGGGGAUACCUCGCAGCAGCAGAGAGCCAGCAAACACACACAUAUGCACACGCACAAAUGGUUACUGACAUAUAUAUUCAAGGCUUCACACUGUUACACAUGAAAAUAAUAGUGAGCAUUGUCCACGUCGUUGCAGCAGGCUGAGUCAGGUCGUCACGGGCAGCAGGAGUCGAGGAUGAAAGACUGCGCUGAUUGGAUGUAAUGAAGGUGGCAGGUUGGUUGGAAAUCUCGCAACAGACUCGUUCCUAAUAAAGAGAUGCAUGCGCUCUUUGCCAGGCAACAAGUCGUCGGAGGGGGGAGGACAGAAAGUGACGGACAGAAUGAGCGACCGGGCUCUCAGAUGGAGAGCAGACAGCGACAUGAACGAGAGGAGGGAAAGAGCAUGUGACUGCGAAAAGAGCGACGGUGAGACGCAGCAAUGGGUAGAGAAAUGUCUGUGAAACAAAAAAUGAGAGAGCCAGACAGGAGACGUGUGUGUGUGUGUGUGUGUGUGUGUGUGUGUGCAGACAGAAUCAGGGAGGUGGGAUGAAGUGCUAGAGCAAAGCUGGAAAUAGUCCAAAGAAGUGUGGAGUGCCAGAAGAGGGAAAGACUGAGGAAUAUUGGUGGUGGGCUCGAUAUUCCAACUGGAUCGAUUCCCUGGAGGAUUACAGUAGAGUCUCCCAGUAAAAGCCCGUCUGUUCUGCCAUAAUUAACCCAAUGAAGAAGAAGAAGUGGCCGUCUAUAACCACCUGCUCUACCAGGUCAUACUUCUUAAGGAGUUUUCAUUUCUUAUCCCUCUCACACACUCUGAAGGUGUCAGGGUUGGUGGAGUCUAGACUGGAUUAUCUCAACAGUUGCGCCGCUCUUGUGCAGAAAUUCAUGACCCUCAGAGGAUGACUCCUUAGACUUUCCUCCAAUGUCAACCCGGAGCUCACAUUUCUUGGUUAUGAAGGUCAUUUCCACAAACAGAAAUCGGUCUCAUGGUUAAAGGGAUAUUCUGGUGUAAAAUUGAUUAAGGGUCAAGCACACCACAACACCAAGUUAGACACCCCAAUGUUGCCGACCGCUUGCUUCUCUAGUUAUACCAACUUUAGUAACGACCGCAGGAUAGAAAUACAGAGAAGUCUGAGGAGCCAUGAACAAACCUCAACCAAAACUUUUUAGCUUUGCCUGAUUUUUUUAGCAAAGAGACUAAACACAACUCACCUACUCUCUUCCAGCAGCCGCUUGUUUGUACGGAGACCUCGGGCCAGGCCAUUACGGAACUCAAGGAAGAACAUUUAUGAUCAUUUCUUCAUGGAAAUACAAUCAGACCGAGACACUAAGGCAGAAAACGUCUGCAGUGCAAAAUGAUUAAUGCAGGGAUUAUUACUUCUUGGAAAUGAUAAAGAAAUGAUCAUAUAUGUUCUUCCUUGAGCUGCGAAACCCCUCAGCAGUCGGUAAUGGACUGGCCUGAGGUCUUGCUACAAACAAGCGUCUGCUGGAAGAGAGUAGGUGAGUUGUGUUUAGUCUCUUUGUUAAAGAAAUAAGUCAAAGUUAAAAAGAUGUUUGGUGGCUGUGACCCUAUAUGUCCUGUUGAUGAAGUUAGGUGCUGUUCUGAUCAUUAUUUGUGGUUAUAGAGUGGCGUCUUGGUUGCAGUUUGUGCGUGGAGACGUACACCGCUGUGUAUCGCUAUCUUACGGUCGUUACUAAAGUUGGUAUAACUAGAAAAGCAAACGGUCGGCAACAUUAAUCUCUCAACAGGGUGUCUAACUCGGUGUUACUGUGUGUUUGACCCUAACUUAAUUUUACGCCGGAAUAUCCCUUUAAGUUCGAACCCGUCCCCCACUAAAAAUCCUAAAAACCAGAACUUGUUUUUCUUCUCCGAUGGUUGUCCUGCCUGUAAGGACUCAGAGAAAAUGGGACCAUCACAAUCCAGCUGACAUGCAUAACAGUCCACAACACAAUGCCUUCUGCUACAAUAGUCUCUGAAAGCACAAUGGAGCGACCGAAGCCCACAUAGCUCCUCUACAGUAAAGCCCGUCCAGCCUGUCUGUUUUUGCAUGACUGAGUCUGACAGUGUAUUAAAUGUUCGGUAUCUCUGCGUCCUCUUCCCCGGGUACAGAGUGGAGGCUUUGUUUCUGUGCGAGCUGCGUGCACGCAGUCCUCGAUGGAGAGUUGACGAGUGACGGACAUAUGGUAUGAAUCAGAGCAUUUAUGCUUUAACACUGACCCGCACGAGCGCCGCUUCAGACCGCUCUGUUUACACACUGUGAAAAAAAAGGCCAUUUAAACUUGGCGGCUCGGCGAGUGAGUGUGUGUGCAUCAGUGUGUGGUCUGUGGGGUUAUGGCACACUGCAGCCCAACCCAAGCGGAGGGCGAGCUUUGAGAUCUCCGAGUCGUUCAUCUGCCCGCCGCAGAACGGUGCCAAGAGUUUUCUGCUUCAUUCAGGAUCGGCGUUUUUUGUCUGUGGAGUAGAUUUGCAGCUGUUGUCUUCUCCCCUUCAGCCCACACGCUGUCAGGAGGAUAAGAGAGGAGCGUCUCAAAGUAUUCAUUAAGUCUAGGAACAAAUUGUGCUUUCAAAGUAAACACUUCUCCGACUGAAUAUCUUCCCUGUCCAUAUUUUCACUUUAGGGAAGAGUUAGCUGCUGCAGAUAUCGACAGAGAGAGUGGAAGGCAGUGGAUGUUCACGUCGAGCCUGAGGAUGCUCUGGCGGGCUGUGAGGGUCCGUCUGCAGGGAGACGGUGAAAGAUGGGAUGUUGGGUUCGAGGCGUCCGGCUCUAAAAGGUUCUGUGCGAGAUAUUUUCCAAAUCAGAGUCUCUGAACUCACAAAAAAGGUGAAUUUGUAAAGCUCUGGAAAUUACAGCGACUGAGAAUCAACUGAAGAGCUAAAUUUUAGUCUUGCAACAGUUUCAGAUCAUAUUCUUGGUGGGGUAGGUAGGAUCUGAGGACCCUCCUGUACAGCCUCUUUGUCUCUCUGCCGUGUUUCCUCACCACUCGCUCGCUCGCUCACUCGGUUGGCCACGCACCAGCAGUCCAGCCCAGCACGGCUCAGUAGCUGCUUUAAGAGGAGACCUCUGACUCCUACACGCUGCUCGACGUUUUCCUGUGUAGACUAAAGUCUGCGUUUCAUCUCGGACGAAAAGGUCAGCGAACACUGAGGGUCUUUGUUGAGUUUGGCCUCAGAGAAUAUCAGAUAGCACCACGACAUCCCCUACACGGUUUAAGUCGGACUCUGCAGACAUUAAGACAGACUAACCCCCAUAUGGAAGUCCGCUCUCUGGGUUUGGCUCCGGUGCGUGAUCUACUUGCAUCAAUAAAAGUUUAAAGUGAACUCGAGGAGUGUGUUCAAAUCCUCCUGGACCUCUGCUCUGUUUUCCCUGCCUAAGAAAACCGGUUUGAAGUUCUUUUUCUAAGUGGCUCAUGGCAAGACUUAAUUUCAGUCUGGAGUUUUUAAAGAAAGGAUCCAGUUUCGUCUCGAUCUGACAGACAGGGCUGACUGGCGAAGGCCUGCUGCUCAGCAGAGUCCUGGAUUUGGAUCUGUCUUUUUUGAAUUAGGGCCACUGAGAGGAGACAGGAGGCGAAAUUCACCUUUUUUCUCCUCUGGAAGGAGAAAUCAGAGCGUGCUAAAGGUCCCAGGAGGAGUCUGAGGCCGUGUUCUGGAGUGAGUUUUUGGGUAAAGAACGUCCUGCUCCACUCAAGCCUUUCGGGGAGUCAGGGUUCAGGGCUUCCUUUAGAGCGUGUGUGUGUGUGUGUGUGUGUGUGUGUGUGUGUGUGUGUGUGUGUGUGGUUCAGGAAAGAGAAGGCCGUGCAGAGUGGACAGGAAAAAGGAGAGCUGGAACAAUUAUGUAAGCUCACACAGAUUGUUUGACCUGCUGAAGAUGCAGGAAAAAGGUGUAUCCCCCUCUGACCGCCAGUACAUCCAGUUUUUCACACCCAGGAAAACACAACACACACUUUAACGGUCUAGUUUUUUGGCAGGCGGCGUCGUUACACAACUCUGAUUUUGACCAGAAACAAACAGAAACAGGUUUUUAUUUUGCUCGUCUGUCUGUCUGGCUUUUCUCUUAGUUUAUUUUGAGCGUGACUCGACCUUUCCUUAGCUCAGCUUCUUUUGGAAAUGAACUCAGAGAAGCAGUGUGAUAGGGAAAAUGCGAUCAUUAAAUCACUUAAUCAUUGAAAAUUGCUUCAUUUUUUUCUCUCCAAAUCAUUUUACAAAGAAAACUUCAAAACCGUGGAAAGAAAUCAUAAUUCUGCCUCUUAGAGAAAAACAAGUACCAUCUCUUCUGUGUGGACCCCAGAUAUUGUUGUCCACAAGCCCCGCCCCUUCUUGAUUCUGAUUGGCCAGUGGUUAAGCAGUGUUCUAAUGCUGCAUUCCAAUGAAGUCGGAUGUCGGAGCUGGGAGUGACGUUACGCCCAGGUUGCAAUUGAUUUUUGUAGAGGAAAGUCCCGCCUCCUUGAUUGAUUGGCUAGAAAAGCUGGAAACGUCAUUAAACGCUCAAGCUAAACGUGAGCUGUCAGCUCUGUACAUCGAACAGAAAUACAAAAAACAUUAUCGCACUUCUGAAUCUCCUAAAGCUAACCUUCAUCCUAACCCAACAGACAAUGAUGUUUCACAGCCAUUAGGAAUAACCAAUCGGAGCCCAGCACUUCUACCCAAUCAGAGGCAAAGGAGGGCGGGACCUCCGCUGUUGUUAGUUUUUGUUAGUUAUACCACUUGUAAACAACGCACAACACAGUAUUUUACUCUUACAAACACCAUAGCACCGUGUUCACAGUUAGACUCUGGACAGUACAACAUGUACCACAUAAUACAUUACAAGAGCUUUUACUGUUACUCUUUACUGUUGAUGCACUGCGCUGCCAUCUUGGAUAAUGACGUUGUCUAACAAGUUAACCUAGAGAUGAGAACCAAACUGGAUGAUAGAGAAUUUUUUUUAGUGUCAUUUACAGCUGAUUUAAGACACGGGUCAAAACCGAGGAGGAAGGUUAAAAUCACAGUAUAAACUCCAUAAUGUUGUCGUUCAUGGUCUUAUUUGCUCUUGUCUAUCGUGAUAAAGCAUCAAUGUGAAUUUCAGUAAAUAGUCGACACUUGUGACACAGACUCAGAUAUUCUGAUUCAGGUCUGUCUCGCCUUGCUAAACACUUUAAGCGCACUUCUGUGUCUGGCUCUGUAGUGGACAUCCCCGCUCUGCUCUGUCCCAGGCCGAUCUGUGUGUGUUUGUGUGUGUUGAGAACAUCUGGCCCGCCUCCAGCCUCUUACAGCCCUUUUGUCUCCCCCCCCGGGGGGCUCGUGGCACUGCCACUGCAACGCCAGCCCUGCUUUUAAGAAGGGAUUUGUAACACUUACUCAGGGGGUCAACGUGUCAGUAAACUACCGCCGCACACUCUUUGCCAGAUUUCUUUCUUUUUUUUUUGCAAAGUGGGCAUGUUUCCACCGCCUCCUCCCACUCUCUUUUUUGCUGCUGCAUCAUGCAAAAUUCAUCCCUCCUUUCACAGCUGCGGCCGCCUGGCGCUGUGAUGAUGAAGGUGGAGGUGUUUGCAGCCGUCCUCCUCUCUCCCUCAUACACCGGCUCGCCGCUUUCCAGAAUGACAGCCGCUCUCUGUUUGUCACCGCAAAGAGCGCAGCGAGGAAUGACCGCGUGACACAGCGGCUCUCGUGCAACCUGUCAUUGUGUUUAUCCCACAUGCGUGCGCUUGUGUUUGUACCGUGAGUCAGUUUGUGUAUGUUUAGAGGAAGGAGACGGAGGAGGAGACGUGCGGCGGUGACACAGAUUCAGACUCGGAGGGAAAACGGAUGCUGCAUUCAGAUUCUCAAAGUAGGUUAGUGGUGCAGCGCUCGGCCCAGCUGUGUGUACCUCAUCGUCUCUGCUUCCACUCUAUCACUUGUAGAGGCCUGUGUGUGUGUGUGUGUGUAAAUGUGCACGCAUGACUGUGAGUGUGUGCAUCUCUUUAUAUGGUGUGCCGAAGAGGAUUAGCGAGCCCUCUCCAUGGGAAGACAAAUGGAGGAGAUCAAGUAGGGAGGGAUAUGGAUGACAGUUAGUGGAUUAUAGGUCAGGGGCUAGGGCUGCUCACUGUCACUUUACAACCGGAGUUACGCACUCACACACAAACUCACACACACUCACACAGCGCGUAUAAACAGGAUUCAAUCACAACAAAAAGGCAGCCACAGAAGAAAAAAGAGAUAACCUCACUUGUGUUUUCUAUUUCUGACACUGGAACCAUCUGUUAUAGUUAGUGUGUCGCCGGGAUUUUCUUCCCCUCGCUCCACAUUGUUGUUAUUUUUAGCCUCUUUUCCUUCUGCUCUGACCCUGGAUUUUGUAAAUUUGUUUCAGAGAUAUGUCUCUCUGCUGUGAAACACAAAAAAGAGUCGACCGGGAUGGCGCCAGAGUCACUCACGAGAACUUUGUGCACACGCUUUCUCUCUCCUCGACAACUCACACCUCCUUAUGCAUCAGUGUCAGAGCUCCCACAGAUGAUGAUUGUGUGACUUUGAGUGGGUCGUGACCGCGCAUACACACCCACGUAUGAAGUAGCCUGAGGGUAUCUCAGAGGGAGGGUGAUUUACAGUGGCUCUGGGGCGCAGGUUCCUUCACACAUGUAUUUAAUCUCUUCGUUGACCUCUGUCAGGCUGGAUUAGUGUCACACAGUCAGUGUGUGAACUGCAGCUAACCUUAAGAAAGUGCUAUUUUUGUUAAGUUCCUUUAUAUGAUGGACUACCUAAACUAAAGUAUGUGUUUCUUGUGUCCUCCUUGGGGAAAUAUCAGUCAAUAAUAUUGAACCAGCAGCAGUCCGCCAACUCCUGGAGCUCCCAGGAGAUCUGCACACGCUCACAGGCUGUCAAAAGCUCAUACAUGCGCUCUGUCUGAUGGUUGAAAUAUCGCACUUUUAGCACUUUCCCUAUAGAAGUCUUAGAGAAAGCGUGAACCAAUCUGCUAGUUUUUGACAGGGUUGACUCCCCGUUCCCUCUUAUGGCCACCUCAUAUUCCUUAAGUACAAUUUUCUAUGUUUCCACUCAGAGAUGGUUUUAAAACUCAAACUAACACCGAUGACUGAAUGUGGAGUGGAUAAUGUGCCUGAAUUCCUCCUAUUUUGGGGAUGAGUCCAAAGUCAAAGGCGUUAGCACUGCAGCUCCACAAGCUAAUGCUCACUGCAGGAUCAGUCAGAGGGGAUUUUGGCUUUACUUUUGUGCAGUAGGAAGAAGUGGAGGCACCUCCUUCAACUUUGUACAAUUAAAGGUUUCAAUUACCUUUAAAGAAAGUUGGUGUUUUAUACUCUGACGUUUGUAGAUCCGUCUUUUUUGAGUCACUUAAGAACUUAACAGAAAUGACUUGCAUGCUACCAGUUUGUUUGGUUAUCUACUUAAAGACCCACUCUGAUGAAAAUCAUGUUUUUCUUGUUUUUACAUAUUCAUAUGGCACAGGACAUAUCAUGAGAAAAAUAGGUGCGAGAUUACAUUUCUGAGUAUUUCUGCGUUCAAAUCGCUGUUAAUAUCUGGCAGACCGAAACGGCAGGUUCAGACACAGUGAGACUUCCUAUGUCACAAAUCCAAACUCCGCCCUCAGAGCCCCGCUAUGCAGGCCAGGCUCAGAGGAGUAGAGAGGAUGAUCUUGGAAUAAGCGUGUGCGUUAGCCAAUUGAAAUGCUCGUAAGAAAGUUAAUUAUGAUAUUAGCAGUCAUCAAGUCCCUAAAGACAAUUGUGUCCGAGAGUCGAAAAGCUCCUAUGUUACCUGUUUCUUCUACUUCACCAGCAAUGUUAGGCACUGUCUCCGCAAAUUGCUAAUGAUCUACUGGAGCUCUGCAGAAGAAAAGCUCUUAAAAAUGACACAGGCUACGUGAUUUUGGCUAAAAACUUCAUAAUUACAGUUUAAAGACCAGUGAGAACAUUUUAGGUUGUAAAAAAAAUAAAGAUCUGAGUGAAACUUCUCUAAAAUUGACAGUAUAGGAAACUCACAUCUGUGUAAUACUUAAUAAGUAAUGUCGGUAAGACAUAUGAGUACAUGCUAAGAUACUUCAUGAUCCUCCUUCAGUGAUCCAGUUUUGACACCUCGUUGAAACAAGUCUGGACUCACCCCUGCUCUUUGGACAGAUGAGUUUACUCCUAAACUUUGUUGAAAACACUCCCAAGUUUUAUCUAAAUUCAUGUGAAGAAGCAGAAAAGGAGGAUUAGUGUUCAGUUUCACAUCUCAUCCUCCGCAGAUUUUUCUCCUGUUUCCCGGCUGUAAUAUCCCCAUCAGCUGUGGGAUUAAAUGAAGAAUUUCAUGUUGUAAUAAUGAAAUAAUGAGCGGGUCUACUCCCGGCUGAAAACCUCCUGGCAAGAUUGUAGAUUGCGUUCAGUAACAAGAGAGUUUCUAAAUAUUUCCAAACAUGAAGUGAUUAUGAGGCUCAGCACUUUGUGAUUAAGCAGUUUUUCCAUGAACUUUUCUCCGUCCUCUUUAUGUUCUCAGCAGAGUUUUCUUUUUUUAACUUUGACUAGGCAAACUUUUGAUUAUAUUGUCCAUCAAUUUUGAAAGACUAAUGUGCAAACGCUGAUAUUUUGCAUCCAGUUAGAGAGCAACAUUAUUGUUCAGUAAGAGUGAAGGUUCAGAUGAGUUAGAGUACGCACGUUCAAACUAAACUCGACUUCUUAGAGGAAUAUCUGACUGUUAGGGCCUGUGUCCACUAUGAUCUUAAUUUAAUCACACUUCUCACCUGUUUCACUAUAGCUGUAUACUGCACUUCAGCUCCUGUUUGUUAUGACCUUUAAGUCCUUUUUAAAAUGACUCUGUAUGCAUAUUUAUGAUUAAUUAUUAUUUAAAGAAAUUUUGCAAGAAGAGAAAGAAAAUUGAAAAAGCAGCUCCUCACCAAAAAUUUGUGACCAAUAUUAUGGCCUCCAUAUUAACAGUUUUUGUUGACAUAUUUGACAUUAAACUGAGUGAUUUUUAAUGGUAAAAUGGUGCGAACAGUGUAGAAAACGCCCUCAGUGGACACAGGCCCUGAAGGUUUACUCGCAGAAAUGACGCCCUGUUAACGCUGAGAAUAAAACUGAAUAAUUGUGAGAAUGAAAGUCUAUUAAUGAGCUGAAAGGUCACACUUCUGUCGACUGAAGACACCUUUGACAUGGCGUGGAUUAUAAUAUUGAUUUUAGAUGCUUCUUAGGGAGCUGAAGGUGUUCUGCUGAUUUUUGACCCGUACCAAAUUGAUCUUCAGUUCAAACUAGUCUGAAAUAAUUGGGUAUUGACCGAGUAUUGAUGCUGUAUUAUUUUAGCUGAUUUCAAACCUCAGUUAUUCAUUAGCAGUAUCUCUCUUGAAUUGUUUCUAUACUGUGCUAAAAUACGUCCAAUUAUAUCAAAACGUUACCUCAAGUUUCGAAAAGAGCAGCGAUGCAUUUAAAGUCUAAACUAUUCAAGUAAAACUGAGUCCUUGUGGAAGUCCAUAAAACUGCAGUUCCUUGAGCGUCCACUUGGGGCUGACUGCAAAAGUCAAGUAGACUCCAUUAGACACUAUAUUAAAAUUCUCAUUUUAAUGAAACUCAAAUGUGAACUUAGGAUGUGUCCGAAAUGGAUCCCUAACCCCUAUAAGGGCGACUAUAUGGGGGUUAGCGCCAUUUUGAGGGGUGUCCAAAACCUGAGUGAUCAUUUUCAGUGCCCCAAAAACUUAAAAUUUCCCAUAGAGCAUUGCAACACAUAUGGGGGUUAGGGGUUAGGGAUUGAGUGAUUCAUUUCACAGCCUUAAAUUUAAUGGUAUAAAAACUGUUUUCUUUUUAUUCCAACGUGUUUUCCAGUCUGAGUUUAUCAACCUUUUCAGGGAAAAGAGAUUUUUCCGCUGUGGCGAUGGAACACAAAUCCAAACGAAUGCCUACUUUGAAUCAGGGCUCAACAUGUGAGACUCAAGAAACGGACUCCUGUGUGCAGACGCUCUUUAUCUGGAAAACCCCUUUACUCAGAGCCCUGCUAAGACUCCUGGUCCGACCUGAACCACCCACACAUUUAGUGCAAUAAAGGAACCCUGGCUCGGGUUUAACUCUGUUAUGAACUCCUUUCCUCUCUCCUCUCCUCCUCCUCGUACGCCUCUUCAGCUUCCGGCGGUCUUUGAAUCUCUAAAGCAGAAGUGGAGUCAGCCGGAUCGUCUCUGCAUCAUUUUUCCACUCCCUCUUUGUUUACAGAGUAACUCCGCUUCGAUCUCGUUGAAAUUUUGGGCCAAACUUUAACAUAAACAGUCUGAGCUGCUGUCUCCUCCAUCGUCUCUGUACAGGACUGUGGGUCGGGGAGAUGCUGCAGUCACAUCCUGAGUCUCUUGCUGAGGCUACAACCCAAAUAAGAGGAAAGAUUUGAUUCUACAUUGUUACUCAGAGUUAAACACGACUGCGUUUGUGGGUUUGCUCACUUUGCUUCUUGCAGGAAUCGUGCAAGGAGGUGGACUGCGAACCAUCGCCUCUGCAGGGAAAACCAGCGUUGUAAAUAAUAACUGGGAGUUAUUUGUGACUUUCACUGGCUCAUGAUAUACUACCAGGUCUGUCAGAAGAGUUUUAUGUCUGGUGAUUAGGCUGUACUGUGAUCAGCGGUGCAUGCUGGCGGAGAAAGGUGACAUUGUGUGAUCAUUACAGCGAUAGGGAGGAUUGCUGUCAUGCAGAGAGAUCAGGGUUUAGUUCAACCUCACACAUGCAGGCUUUCUUCGUAGGUGUGGCGUUGUGUAAGAGCUGAAUCCUGUUCAAUUAAGAGAUAAUAAAGGACGGUACUUGUAUAACAUCAGAGUCAAAACAAAGAAGCAGAAUGAUUCGCCGUAUCGGUUACAGAUUGUCCCGAUUGGUGUAAAUACCGCUUGUCAAGAUGAGCAUCUUUAGUUAACAUUUCUUUGUGACGGCGGCAGGAUGCCCACCGAAGGAUAAGAUAAGAAAAUGUCUCAGUUUGUGCAGGAGACAGAUGGUAGACAGACAGAUGGCCUGAUCCUUUAUCAGUUGUAAAACAUGCAAAACUGUGUUGACAUCAGCUGCAGUAAAAAUGCUUUUAGUCGGAGUAAUCCAGGGUGAGGAAAUGACACAUGAAGCAAGAACAACAGCAGCAGCAGCAUUGAAACGUCUUUGCAUGUAAUUGAGCAGAGAUAAAAACAAGAGACCCUGCUGCUAAAACCACUCAAAUAAUUAGUCUGAGGAUCGUGACCCAAGGUGGCCUAAAAAUAAACCAACCAGAGGGAAGAGGAAGUGUUUCUUUUGGAGUGAAAUUUGGCGAACACAGAACUUGUUCAUGAAUAAGUGACUGUGACUAGUGGGUUCUGUGAAGACACUGUCUCGCUUCAAGGGAUUGUGUUAGAGGGUGUUAGCGGCUUUGAAGAAUCAAACGGCUGUGUUGUGUUUGAUGUAACCUCUGAUUUUUUUUUGGUUGUAAUCUAAUUUUCAUAAAGGGGGUGUGUUGUGGAUGUCUCCUCGGAGCUGAGAGCUGACAGCGAGCGACUGCGGCCGACUUUGAAAGAAAUCUCUUCUUUAGAGCGAACAAACAGUUGAAAGAGAUUCUGAGGACAGGCCAGCUCAUUACUAAAUUACGACCCGGAUGUUUUUUAAAAUCUUGUUUAUUUUUCUCUGCGUUCAUCAAAUAUUUCGUAGCUGAAGAGGAUCUUCUCUGGAGCUUCUCCGAGGCGGUUUCAACAAAGAAGAUCAGAUCAUGAGCAUAGUAAACCUGCGUAACAUCAACCGCCUCACACGUACUUGUGUUUAGAGUGGGAUACCAAAAAUUUUGUCCUUCUUUAAUACUUUUGAUUCUUAACAGUAACCCCCAAUUUCCACCGCAUCUGGAACGGCUGCGAUUUUCACGAACUGACAAUUCCCACCGGAUCCGUUUGUGAGGUGAAUUUCGUGGCGAAUGGCGAGAACUCACAAGAACCCGCAGAUUCAUGUGCAAUUGCGUGAUUACGAGUUGUCUCUAUAAAGACAGCCACAUAACCAUAUAAGACUGUGUCCUUCCAGAGGACGAAAUCCACUUCUUGACCUCUAGAAUCAGCAUCUCCUCAUCCAUGGUGUCAACUGGGUAAAACGAAGUCUGAAAACCUUUGACUUUUUCGUCCCUGCCCACGUGCAUGGUGUGAAAUACGAUUUGAUAUUUUGAAAACAAGCCAGAUGUUUUAUUUUGUGUCUGUGCCCGACUUCCUUUCCAGCAUGGACUACUCUGUGCUCAAUUUAUGCGGUAUGCUUCGGCAUCCGGAAUAAAUAGAACUCUUGCGAUCAGCUGCGAAGCCGGUGGAAAUUGACACAUUAACUUGAAUGGAAACGAUCAGCUGUGAUCAGCGGUUACGGCCUUUUUGCAGCUGUUCCGGAUGCAGUGGAAAUUGGGGGUAAAAGGUUUAAUGCGACAGUAUCAGUUAAAAAAAAAGACAUCUUGGCUUCUACUUGGAAAGGGAAAAGCAAUGCCUCUUCCCCAACAUGUCCACUACCACAACAACACCGAGUUAUCUUCUGAAGGAGUACCUCCUGGUGAGCUAAAUCAGCUGCAGGAGUCUCCUGUGGGACUGUUUAAUUUUGCUUAUAGAGCCCCCUAACCCUGACUUAUCAAAACCUGUGCGCAAAAGAUGAAAGAAAACUGCAAAUCGAGGGGGGACACUUUAAACCCCGCCAGAAUUCUCAGUGACAGAAAACCAGAGCUCACAAAACAACAGGAUGGCAUAUAAGUUAAUGGGCUAGUCUGCUAGUAAGAUGCCAAUAAGCAGUUUAAUUGUAUAUUCAGCUGUAUGGAAACUGCACAUUAUGGACUUAACUGAUUGCAGUAGACAGACUCUUGUACUGACAUGCAAGAUUUUACCAAAUUUCCAAACGGCUAGACUUUGUAAAAAUGCAUCUUUGUGCAUGAGUCACUCGUAUCUUAUUUCUACUGCAAAUUCGGGUCCUAAUCAGGAUCGGCUCACUUUUGGCUCCAGCUCCUAGUGGCCUGCUGUGGAACUGCUGUUUUUGGCACCUCCAGUUCAUUCAAAGACCUUUGAGGUUGCUGCAUGAUAAAUAGAUCGUACCCUGUAUACUUUGAAAAGACAAGAAUGCUUCUCCAGAUUUAAGAAGCUUGUAGCUGAUAUCCUAAACUCUGUUGUCUGUUGUUGCACUCUUAGAACCAGGAACCUUUGAAAGAUUAAGAUGUGCCUGUUGGCAGUUUGAGGUCUAGCGUUGGAGUAGUUUGUCCCUCAGAUAUAAUGCAGAGAGGAGCAGAUGGAGCGCUGAGUGGAAUGAGACUCCAGGUAUGUGGAGAGCUGGUUAGACCAGACUGGGCGGUUGCAGUAGGAGGAAUGUGGACUAUUUCCACAGCUCUGCCGUCAUCUGUCAGGUGAGAGGAGCUGUCAAAGAGCCUGUCAGUGCGUGUGUUUUUCCUUUGUGUGUACAUGCUUCAGAGCUGUAGGUAGGAGUAAUGCCGAGGGGGAACACCUCACCUGCCAGAUACAAGUGCGGCUUUUAGCAGGGGAAAAGGUGCCAAAAGCAGCCGGUAAGAGCUCUGACACUUGGAGCACUGACCAUCGCAGAGACCGAGACCGCUCAGCUGAUGGCAUGUCUGUCAUUGUUGGAACUGGAGAAAGGAAAAGGCGAUGUGGUAUGUUUUUUUUUUUUAACUCAGAAGAUCAAAAAAGUAAGGUUUGAUCAGACGUUGGACUCUUUCUCACCUGUGGCUCUUUAGGUUCUUGUUUCUUUAGUGGGCAGACGUGUCACAGACGCUGACACACUCACCCCGCUCUCUUACAUCACUCUUAAUUCAGCCACAUACUUACACACCACAGUCUAGUGUCGGCUUGAGUGAGCUUGUGUAAGUAAAUUGUGAUCAGCCCUGUAGUGGGAACGCUCUCUGCCCUCCUUGUUGUGUUUACCGGGUUGCCAUUGUAACAGACGGACCAGCCCAGCAGUCCUAAUCUCUGCACAUAUCCCAUCUAUUGUUUCACUGCAGAGCCCGCUGAAAAUCAGGAAACGUUUCACCAGCUCUGUUCAUCAUUUCCACCCAACAGUAUUACUCUAAGAAAUGGCAAAAUAGAAAAACAUUUAGGGAAGAGUUAAAGUGGAAGACAUUUUUAUAUAACAUUAUUGGUAUAGGGGUUUUAAAGCAACUUAAAGCUUUAGAUUACGGCCUGCAAGUUGAUGUUAAUGUUAGGUUUGUUUUGGUUUUCCUUUAAAGAGAAAGCGCCGUGCAUAGUUGGCUCCCUUUCAUGGCAUAGUUAUUGUAAGAGCUCAUAUAUGCAAAGAAUUUGUACCAUGAGUGCACAUUGUAUUCGUCAGCCUGUAUGAGGUCAUAAUGCUUACACAGAACUAUUUACUGUGAGGAUUUAUCAAAAGGGUUCAUACCCAUUCAGUUUUUUUUCUGUAGUACCCUGAAUCUACAAGAUAUUUAGACUGAAACCAGGAUAAUUCGGAGGUGUUGUUCUGAAACAGAGGCUGGGAUCAUUUGGACUUAUGUGAACGCAGUGAUCACACUGAAAUGGGAAACAAUAUCAUGUGAUACAAUACGUAAGGAUACAAUACGUUAGCGUAUGAUAUAUGUCACGAUACGACGUUUGGAUAGGAUAUGUUACGGUACAAGAGGUUAUGAUGUGAUAUGUUACGAUAAGGUAUGUUUUGAUAUAUGUUAUGAUACAAAACGAUACAAUACAAUAUCAUAUCAUAUAUUCGUAUCACAUGACAUAUAUCAUAACUUAUCGUAUCAUAACAUUUCUUAUCGUAACAUAUCGAAUCAUAAAAUAUCGUAUCAUAACAUAUCCUAUCAUAUUAUGUCAUAUCGUAACAUAUUGUAUUGUGACAUAUAAUAUCAUGACAUAUCAUAUGUUAGCAUAUGAUAUGUCAUGAUAUGAUAUGUUACAAUACAGUAUGACUUGAUACAAUAUGGUACGAUAUGAUAUGAUAGAAAAUGAUUUAAUACGAUUUAAUACAAAAUGUUAUAAUACAAUAUAUCAUAUAAUAUAAUAAGACACAAUAUGACACAAUAUAAUAUGAUACAGCUGAUACGUUAUGAUACGAUACAGUACUGUACAUUAUGAUAUGAUAUGACUUGAUAUGAUACAAUAAGAUCUGAUGCAUUAAUAGCCGUAUUUGGGAUCUGAAUAAAGAUCUAGUAGUGUAGAACUCAUAGAUACUCUCACAGAUGAAGUUUACAGCUCCACUCUCCAUCCAGUCAAACCUCAAAAGAGCUUCAGUAUGCCUAACAUAACCACAGGACCCAUAAUGUCAUAUUAGCCCCCAGUGUGACCAGUAUACAUGUGAAAAAGACACUGAUGUAAUGACUAUGUUGAUUCGAGAGAUGAUGGAUGUUGUGUUCAUUCUCUUAGGUUUGGCUUUAUAACUCGUUGUCAUGGUUCAUAAUCUGGUCCGACGGCGUAUAAACGAAGCCUGAUUGAAAUUUCACUUUCAGUUUGUUGGAGGUCACUGACGACCGAACAAAUGCUCAAACUCUUGACAGUCUGACCGUGGGAUGGGCGAUCAGAUGGACUUCUGUCUCGCCUCAAAUUUUGGCUGUCUUGAGCUUUUCUGCUACUGAGUUUCCAAGAGAGCUGCUGGCUAAGGAUAUGAAGAUCUUGUUUAAACAUCAUUAGAGCUGUACAUUAAUCCUUUUUCUUUUAGCUUUUUGAGUCGGUCAUGUUGUUUGAAUCAAACCUUUUGGAGAAAAUUGGAGGUCAGUGGAAAUCUGAUCUAUAAACCAGACCAGAUUUAGUUGCAAAAUUCAGAUUAUGUUCAAAAACAGGGAAGACAGAAAUAGCAUCUUUAUAGUCACACAUCAUGGUCUCAGUUUACUGUUCCAUAAACAUCACACGGUCAGGGAGGGGGUAUCAGUAUGCAAACCAACCCUCUCCUCUGCCCUUGAUGCCAAGGAUACAGGAAAGGGGACUGUCAAAGGCGUUUAGCUGUUUGACUUUGUGAUCUGCCAAUAAAAGCGCGUCAGCCACCAGAAUCAGAUCACAAUCGCUCCACUAUCUCCACGACUGUCUCAGGACUGAGGUCCUCCAGUCUGGACCUGGACUUGAAAGAGAAACGGGACGUGAUGUUUUAUUCAAGACCCGAAGUGGAGCUCGUACAACGACUCUUGCGCAGCUCAGGCUGAUGUUACAGGAUUUUCAGCUCGGUGACUGGCAGCACGCUAAAGAUGAAAAUCAAGAUGAUAUCCUGGAGAGAACAACAUGCAGCCUCUGUUAUCAGCGGCAUGCAUAAUUAGCAUGUGAUCGCAGACCGUCCGCAGCAGCAGAAGUCAUCAGAUUCAGUUAAAACAGAGUCAUGAGAUGUUACCGCUGAUUAUAUCUGAUUAAAAAGUAUGCACCAGUUAUGACAUUCAAAACGGAGAGGAAAUGAAGAAUCAACAUGAUAACUGGGUUUUUCCUGCAGCCUGAAAUCUUACGAUCUUCUGAGGCCUGGACUCGGAUACACUGUGUGAGAACCACAGUGUUUGUUAUUCUUUCAGUGUCAAAUUAAGUGCAAAUUUGGAGGCUUUUACCUCAAAAUAUCACACAGAAACAUCACGUCUGGUGAAAAUGUUUGUAUUGCCUGAGCUGACUCACUAGCGCCACCAGAACCUGUAAGAGCUCAGCCCCACCACUGCGUUCUACUUAUGCGAAUGAAAAUCUCAAUAUCAUGCUAAGACCUACAAAAAGCUCUCUUGAGGUGAAACUCAACAUCUCCAUGUGAAUGCCCAAUUUUUGCAUGUUUUGGGUUGUAUAAAGGGUGCACUUUGAGCUCGAUUGAGUCGUGAAGAGGAAGUCGGUCCCCAACCAUUUUAUCUAGGCAUGUCAGUUCGCCUAUGAUAGGGUGACCAUACGUCCUCUUUUACCCAGUCAUGUCCUCUAUUUUGGGGGGCUGUCCAGGCUGUCCAGAAGUUUAUAAAAUCUUUCAAAUGUCCACAGUUUUGUACAUAAGAUUCGAGUUUGUGCCAUGUGGACUUACUGAGUUAGAAACACGUAAAUGACACUCGAACCGACCUGAAAAACUCUCAAAAUUAACUUUGUGCGGCUCUGUGACUCCGCCCCCCGCAUAGUCGUGUCCUCUUUUCGGGAAGUCAGAAUAAGGUCACCCUAGCCUAUGAGAAGUUCAAUUUAUUGUGAUUUUAAGUCAGACUAAUGUGUUUUAAGCCUUUUGUAUCAUAUUUGAUACAUACUUUUAUCUACUUCUAUCAAAUCAAGAUGAUCAACAAAUUACUUAAAAAUCACUUGAGUACAGCCCUAUAAAUGAUAAAAAUGUCCUCUUGCAGUUUAUCAGUUUCCAAAAAAAAUCUGACGUAGCAAACAAGAUAAAUAUAUUUAUUAAAUUUUAAGGACAUUUUGAUUUUUUUGGUUGUCAGUAGUAAGUGAAAUAAACAUUUCAGCUCCAAAAAAAUCUGAAUUUUCUGGCCAUAUUUUGUGGUUUCAGGCAUUAAAGGGUUAAAAGUCCAGUUUCGAGUUUUUAGACUGAGGCAGUAAAUCGAUUAUUUUAAACAACAUGUUAACGUGCUGACUGAAUCAUCAGGGGUCAGUUGCUCAUGAUUAUAUUAAGUAUAUAAAAAGAUGAAGAUGAAUUCACCAAGAUGAAUUGUUGCUGAUAAAAAUCUCUGAGGAUACACUUAGUAAUCAUAACCACGUCUAAUUCUGCAGAUUGAUCCUAUUACAACUUUCUUUUUAUCAUCACUAACCUCAUUUUACUCGAUCUCUCUGAGGUGUUGACCUGCCCGACGUGUCCAAUCAGGGCUGAAGAGAUCUGAAAGUGAUUGGAGUGAGAUUCAAAAAGGGAAAUCAGCUGACUUAUCGACCUUUCCUUUGGAAUAAUUUUGGACUAAGAAUCAGUCUGAGAAAUCUUGGGCACAGUGGCGCUCAUUCAUCCACGCAUGAAUGAAGACCGCCGGAGGAAAAACGCCUAAGCGUGCAAGUUUGAACUAUUAUGAUGAUGUAUUGAUUGUUUUUGAAACAGCAGCCCUCAAGUUAUUAAAAGAAAAGGCAGAGUGGUGCAGCAUUGGAAAUCUAUGUGGCUGUGCCGGGGGUGAAGCCCGGCGUGUUUGUAUAUAACCUAAUAUGGAUUAUUCUUUCAGGUGGGCUGCUUCCUGUGGGAAUAAACACACACAUAUAAACACUCACAUUUCUGGACUUUCAUGUUUUAUGCAUUAGAGGUCCAGUCCUGGACGUACAAUAGUACUUGUCAUCAUAAUGAUAUCAGAUUUCCACUCGCAGCAAAACACACACAGCAGGGGAAUUGUUAUCCAAAACAGAUUCUGCCUCCUCAGACAAUCCGGCCCAUUCUCCGGUCCAGGCCGGCUCUUUCAGCCUGAGUAGGAGGGAUGAGGACUUUUUUGCGCAUUACAGACGUAGGCUGCCUGCAGGGUCUCUUUGCUCCACAAUUACAGCUUUAUGAGGCUGCUCCGCUGAAGCCAAAGAGAGGGAGCAAGCGGAGGCAGAGAGUGUGAAGCUCUCUGGUGGGCUGGUAUCUGUUCCUACAUCACUCUUUAGUCUUUGCCAUCCUUUUCUGCGUGGCAUUGACAGCGUCCUAUUGUGCUUUUGUUUCUUUUCUACUCAUACGCUUCAAACUCUUUUCAACUUUUUCCACUUAAACGCGUCAGUAACCCCCACUGUGCGUCGUCUUUGCGGUUACACUCAUUGUCUUUGUCACCAUCAGCCUCCAGAAUCUGCAAAGUAGGUUUGUGUUGCAGACUCUUGUACGAUCUCUGAUGUCCUAGUUGGAGAGGAAAACACUGAAACUUAUCAAACCAGACAGGCAGUCCCCUGUAAACAUAUUGGUCCCUGGCAGAUGUCUCAGGCAAUCUGUUGGAGGCCGACUGCAGGGCCUUAAUCCAAUUAUUAAAAAACCAAAAUACCAUCAUCAAACCAGACAUUAAAAGAUCUUAUAGCAAUAUUGACUGCAGGCAAACAGACAACAAGGAAACGCCGAAUACUGCUGCCAGUUAGAAAAGGAAACAAAGCUCAAAACUUUGGCCCGUUGUAGCGUAAACUAUCAAGAACCCAUUACAGCCAAACAGAGACGAUAACUUUGAGGAUCAGACAACCUCAGCCUCUCUGCCAGUUUGAAUUACUUCCCCUUAUCCAUACAGAGCAGGUCCCUCCAGGCUGGGCUUCCACCAGAGUUGUUCCUUACAAAGAGAGCGACUAAUUGAUUAUUUAGUUAAAUGGGGCUGAAUGGAAAUUCAUACUGGUCUAAAAAUACAGUCGGAAAUUGUAUUUUUAUAUGAGUUAACACUGGAUCUCAGAGUCAGAGAGGGUUAAAUUAGUUGUUUGGUGUAGCUAACAGUAGCAGAGCUAGCACCGCUAGUCUUCAGCAUUCAUAUAAAGUCUUACUGCACUGACGACUGAACGCAUCUCUGCCUAAUAUUCUUAUUUUUGUCUUCACUUUUUGGGACUUCUGGGAUGAAAAUGUGUGUAAAAAAUAAACAAACACAAGAAGUUAAUGAUUGUUAAUUCUUGUUUCCCGUUACUCUUUUUUAAAACUGUUAAAGAGAAGCGCAGCACAUGUCUGAGUACAGGGUGCAGUUACAAUACAAGUAUUCUAUUCUAUCUUUUUCUAUUCUGUUCUAUGUGAAUUUAUUCUACUUUGGCUUUUUUACUCUAUUGUAUCCUAAUUCAUUUUGUUCUCACUAAUAUUUAUCUAAAUUAUUCUAUUUUAUACUAUUUUAUCAUAACUUACUCUAUUCUGUUUUAUGCUAAUUUAUUCUAUUAUAACUUUUUCUAUUCUACUCUGUUCUGUCAAUUUAUUCUAGUUUGACUUUUGUAUUCUAAUUUAUUGUGUUCUAGCUAUUCAGUUCUAUUCUAUUCUAUUGUAUUCUAGCUUAUAUUAGUCCAAAUUCUGUUCUUUUUUUCAUUCUAUCAUUACUUUUUCUAUUCUUUUCUAUUUUAUUCUAACUAGUUAUAUUUGAAUUUAUUGUACGUUAUCAUGUUCUAUCUGGUGUUAGACUCAAUUAUUCUACUCUAUUCUAUUCUAUUCUAUCCUAUACUAUCUUACUUUAACUUACUCUAUUGUAUUCUAAUUUAUUGUGUUUUGGUUUACAUUGUACUUAAUUAUUGUGUUCUAUUCUGUUUAUUCUAUUAUAUCAAAACUUCUAUUAUAUUCUCUCCUGAUUUAUUAUGUUCUAUCUUAUAUUGGACUUAAUUAAUCUGUUCUAUUCUAUUCUGUUAAUUCUAAUUUAUCACAACUUCUACUCCAUUCUAUUCUAUUCUACUCUUUUCUAUUCUGGUUCAUAUAAAUACGUUUUUACUAAGUAAUGCUGAGACUGUAUUCUUGUAAAGAUCCAUACCUUUUCUUAAACACUGUAGUGCAAGUAGAUUAGAAGAAUAAACAUUUUUAAAGCCACAGUGAUACCUUUUUAAAAACUUUUUUAACCCUUUAUUAUUUUAUUCUUACAAGUUAUUUUGAUUUUACUGUACUGGUUUAAACCGUCCCCUUUACCUCGUCUUUUCUAACUCUCUCUGUCUUUUCUUUCUCACCUAUCACUCUUAUAUUCUCUCUGCUGUAUUGUGAAGCUCUUUAAAUACAUGAAAGGUAGUUGAGAUGAUUUGCUGUUAGGCCUGUCGCUGAAACAUUAACGUUUUCCACCACACUGAUCCCCGCUGAGUGAUAAGUGUGACUAUUAACAGAAAGCAGAGAGAGGUCUUUUGUCAGAAUAAAAAAAAAUACUUUCACAUAUACAGAACAAGAUCAGCAAAAUAGACAAGUACCGCUUUGUCUGCGCUAACAGAAACCGAAGGAGCUUUCAUAUCCUGACAUAUUUAGUACAUGCCAUCAUUCAUUUACAGAGCUGGUUGGCACCGUUUCCUCCACCGUUUGCAUCUAACCCAGUUUUACCUUCCUAUCAUGAUCAAAAAAACUUCUGUCUCUCCUUUUAAGUCUCUUCUUCUCGCGUGAGUGUGUACGCCUCUGUGUUUGUGUGUGUGAUAGACAGGAGAUCACGCAGUUAAAAAAGCCAUCUACACCCAUCUGGAUCCCUGCUCUCUUGACUGGCUGCUCGCCUGUGAUAACAUGAGCUCAAAGCCCUCAGAACCUAAUAACCUAAUGGUCCAUGCUGCUUCUGUCACUUUGUCUCACAGAGCAGGACGGAGAAGAAGAGAGGAUUGAGAGAGAGAGAGUGAGAGAUGGAGAUCAAAAGGAGAGGAAAUAACUUUACUUUUUCUCCCUCCAUUAUUUACAGUCAGAGGGGGAAACAACGGGAAGAGUAAAAACGGCGGAAUUGCAAAGCUGCUUAGCGCUGUGAUUCAGUUGGGGGAUUUGACUCUGCGCUCACCCCCACUUCAAGCAGUGUGGCGGAGGCGGACAAAGAGAGAUAGAGGGGGAGUGUGUGUGCAUGUGUGUGUGUGAGGAACAGCGUAGGAGAAGCACAAUCUGGUAUAGCUCCAUGUGAAAAUGACCUACUUCCCGUCAGCCCACUCUCUAUUGGAUUGCUGUUUUCUGAUGUUGGAGGAGAGAGAGGGGGGAGGUCCUCCGAGGGGUCUGGGGGGAGAAGAAGUUGACGUGGCACGGUUAAAUGAAGGAUAAGGAGGUGGCGUUGGGGGUGACCCACAGCGGAGACGAAGAUGAAUAUCAUGUGUGUGAAGUGUAAACUCUGCAUGCAAGGCGUGUCAAUGAGGUGUGUGUCCACCUGUGCAUGCAGAGUUGUAAACAUGUCUGCAGCUGCGUGAUGCGCCGCUCUCUCCCCGCCUCUGCAGUGUUAAUUACACCAAACGAGGGCCUUAUGAGGGUUGACUAUCAGAGCCAAUAUUUGAGGGGGUUGGCCUCAGCAGAUGCUCAGCGGUCGGAGUGUGUGUGCGUGUGUGUGUGUCAAACACGCAGGAUGUUAUUUACGGCUGUGAUCUGCUCUUAAACGGGGAUGUUUCUGUGGUUUUCAUUCAGUUUGAAGAAAGUUCUCAUGGGAAACCUCUUCCUCCGAUGUGGCUUCGGUCUAAUCAGAAACUUCCUCUGUAGUUUAAAGGGAUAGUUCGGGGUUUUUUAAAAGUGUGGCUGUCAAUAGUGAGUCGACCCUGAUGUGCUUGGACCUGCACAGAAGCUGAACUAUGAACUGUUGCAGAGAGAGACUAGCUCUAACAUGUAGUUAAAGGGAUAUUCCAGUGUAAAAUUAAUGUAGGGUCAAACACACCAUAACACAGAGUUAGACACCCCCUUGAGAGAUGAAUGUUGCCGACUGCUUGCUUCUCUAGUUUUACCAACUUUAGCAACAACAACAGGAUAGCAAUACACAGCGGUCUGAGGAGCCAUAAACAAACCUCAACCAAAACACCACUCUAUAGCCACAAAUAAUGCUCAGAACAGCACCUAACUUCAUCAACAGGACAUAUAGGGUCACAGACAUAGUACUAGCCACCAAACAUCUUUUUAACUUUGCCUAAUUUCUUUAGCAAAGAGACUAAACACAACUCACCUACUCUCUUCUAGCAGCCACUUGUUUGGAGCGAGACCUCAGGCCAGUCCAUCUCCAACUGCAGUGGGGUGUCGCAGCUCAAGGAAUAACAUUUAUGAUAAUUUCUUUAUCAUUUCCAUGAAGUAAUAAUUAUCAUAUUAAUCAUUUUGCUCUGCAGACGCGGUCGUUCUUCUGCCUUAGCGUCUCAGUCUAAUUGUAUUUCCAUGAAGAAAUGUUCAUAAAUGUUCUUCCUUAAGCUGCGACACCCCGCAGCAGUCCGUAAUGGACUGGCCUGAGGUCUCGCUACAAACAAGCGGCUGCUAGAAGAGAGUAGGUGAGUUGUGUUUAGUCUCUUUGCUCAAGAAAUGAGUCAAAGUUAAAAAGAUGUUUGGUGUCUAGUACUAUGUCUGUGACCCUAUAUGUCCUGUUGAUGAAGUUAGGUGCUGUUCUGAGCAUUAUUUGUGACUGUAGAGUGGUGUUUUGGUUGAGCGCGUGGCUCUCUGUAUUGCUAUCUGCGGUCGUUACUAAAGUUGGUGUAACUACAACAUCCAUCUCUCGAGAGGGUGUCUAACUCGGUUAAAUUAACUUUACGCUGGAAUAUCCCUUUAAGCUAUUUUCAACAGAAUCUGAUGCACAUAUUCAGGUUUUCUGUUUGGGUCUAUCAGGAUGAAUGUAUGUGCUGUGUUUUGCAGUGAGACAGCCGCUUUGUUUUAGCACAGAUGCAACACGUGUUCCCCAGUCCAUGAAUCAGGACCACCUCCGUAGAAACAGCUACAUACUGUGGUUUCACUCUGUUAAAAAUACAUCAAAAACCUGCAGAAAAGACCAACGUUUAUCUCUGAUCUCAGAACGUUUUGUACCCCAUCUCAGAAUAUUCCAGCAUCUGUCUGUUAGCGUACUAAUGUAGGUCAUGAGUAAUGUGCUCAGGCCGGAUUCAUUGAAGAGGUAUGCUCCGUCAGACUUAAUCCCUGUGACUCUGACUGGCUGGUUGGAAGGUGAAUUAAUUUAAUCCAUCCUCAUAACUCUGCCCCUCCCUCCCUCUCUCUCCCUCUCUCACACACACUCACGCUCUUUCAUUUUCUCCUCUCUCUGUGUUUUUGCAGUACCUGAAGACCUGUCUUUGGAGGAAAGAGAUGAGCUGUCGAACAUACGGCGCAGGAAAAAAGAGCUUCUGGAUGAUAUUGAAGUGAGUGACGGUGCAGAGAGAGAUGUUGUUUUUUUUGUGAUUGUUUGAGUUACAACAUGAUUGGGUGCGACGCUGAACAAUGUUAAUACCACUGGGCAUUGUAUGUGUGAUGUUUGUGCAUGCACCUGCAGUCUCAGAUUGCACAUGAAUUCCUCAGAGCUCAGGAGGUCAAACAAGUUCAAUUUCUCUGUCUCCUUGUCUGCAGCGGCUGAAGUUUGAGAUCGCAGAGGUGAUGACGGAGAUCGAGCAGCUAACCUGUGUGGGAGAAAGGUGACUAAUGUGUAAAAAAUGUUUAUACACACAGUUUAUGAAUAGUUAUAGAAGAAUAAAUCAGAAAAAACCAAAUCAAAGAAGACUGGCUGCACACUGACCUCUGCAGCUGAGUCAUCUGUCAGUUUGUCCUUUAGCCUCUAAUUCCUGUUUCGGCUUAAGUUGAACUUGAGAUACCCUGAUUCAGAUGCCAGGCUGUUUAUUAUCUCUCUAGCCAGGAUUUUAACAAAUAUAUACUUGCAAUGUGAAGUAAUAAUAGUUUUAAAAUCUGUAUUUUUCAAAAUAUUUAUGACAACAACAACAACAGCCUGAUAUUGGCGUUGGAUAUCAGCCAUCAGCUGAUCCUGCUCUGUAGAUAAUAGCCAGUAAAACACCGUACUAGUUGACUUGUAGUUUUAUUUAUGGAAAAAACACAAUCAGACAAACUGAAAGAAAAUAAGGCAAAGUUUGCAUCAAGAGGUCCAUUUGUGAUCUGGUGAUAGAAACUUCUUUAGAGGAGAUGUUGCCUGAUUAAACGAUCGUUCAUCAUGCUUUUAUUUUGAAAUUAUUUCUGCCUCGCUUCGACUUUACUUCAAACCUUUCAUUGUCAAACUUUGUCUUUAUUUUCAAAUUAAUUGCUAUAAUGUGAUGUGAAGUCAAAUCUAUGAUAAUGGAAAAAUAAAAUCAACUGUUUGUCCAGUGAGGUUAACAGAGGUGACAUCAUAGAGCAGGAGAAAGUUAGUACAACAAAUAUGUAUAUAAGGUUUGCAAGAUGUGCUACAUGAAAAAAAAAUACAGUGUAAAUAAGACAAACAUAAAGGAAAGACAAAUACUAAAUCAGCUAAACGGUAUGAAUCACAACUUAUUGUAUUGAAAUACUCACUGUAUUGCAAAAUGAUAAAAAUUAUGACAAUUUUAUGGCCACUAGUGAUUCACACCCCUAAUUUUGAAGUUUACUAGUUUUCUAGAUUGCAAGUUACAGAACAGAAAAAAAGAAAUGUAACAGAAGAGUCAGAAAGUGUGAAUUUUAGACCCGAAGAGGAGGCCCAGGCUUUGACGUUGUUUUUGGAUUCACCUCUCAAUUACAGCUGGUUCACUAGCAGUCUGCUGCUUCUUCUUCUUCUUCAACUAUCUGCUGUAAAAUGACCUGAGGCCAAACGGUUAAGCUGUGACCUUAACGCCGCCUCAUAAUGCCUGAGUCGAAUACGAGGACUCAAGUUCAUGUUAUCUUUUAUUCUGAAGGAGAUCUGAUUUGCAGAAUAACUUUUUUACAAAUUGUGAAUCGAUGAAGUCUCUUUUUACGACUUCUUUCACCACUUCUGCUUUUAUAUCUCCUCACCGUGGAGCUGCUGUCACCUUGAGCUGCACACCUGUCAACCUGAGAGUGUGUGUGUGUGUGUCUAUACGUGUGUGUGUGUGUGUGUGGGUUAAUCCCCCUCUGUUUGAGGACGGUCCCUUGACUAAACAUUAGCCAAACAGUCUGUAUUCAGACGCUGUCGUUUGAUUGGUUGAUGAGGUGGAGUGAGGAGGCCGUGUCAGGUUUUGUGUGUGUGUGUGUGUGUGUGUGUGUGUGUGUGUGUGUGUGUGUCUCAGGUGCAGCUGGCAAAGGGGUCUGGUCUAUUUUGGGCUCGCAGGAAGCGUAGGGAGCGUGAACAGACACAAAGGUGGAGAUUUCCCUGUGGGGCGAAUGCAAAAUGCGUUUCGAAGGAGAGUGGCGUUAAAAAUGUCUGCAGGGCGCGUUAAACUGAGGCGACCCGAUGCGCUCGUGCACGCCACAGGUGAUACCACCGAGUUUUUUCAGGUGAACCUCAGUGUAUGCUCAGUCUCAGGUCGCCGCCGUGAAAAUAAACAAAGUCAUGCGACAUCCUGGAUGAACUCAACACAAAGUGACUUACAGAACAAACACGGCGGCCUGGAAACCGCACCGCGCCCCUAACUGUCACAUGAUUUCUGUUUUGUUUCCUUCUUAAUUGCAGCAAAACAACGCAAAGAAACAAACAGAUCGCCAUGGGGAGGAAGAAGUUCAACAUGGACCCUAAGAAGGUCAGAUUUGCCCUGAACUGGUUCAACGUCAGGCCUGAUCAGACUCACGCAGCUGAGUGAAACUGGAUUGGAUCGAGCUCCUUGACUGAAAUCAUCCGUCAGGUUUAAUGAAACUGACAGAGAUAAAAGUGUACGUGCGUCUUUUUCUCCAAACAGGGGAUCCAGUUUCUUCUGGAGAACGAUCUUCUCCAGAACACCCCCGAGGACAUCGCUCAGUUCCUCUACAAAGGCGAAGGGCUCAACAAGACGGUCAUAGGGGACUACUUAGGGGAACGGUGAGCUCUCCACCACCUCCACCUUUCUUUCUUUCUUUCUCUCUCGCCCCAAUCUCUGAGUCAGAUCUGCACCACACACGCUCAGACGAGGGCGCAAAGCCUCAGGAAAUUGCUGGUCUGGAUUUAUGUAGCGAAGCAGCGACAGGAGACCGUGCCGGUGAAACGAGCGAGUGGACAUGUGGUUCUUAUCGAAGGGGAAUCAAAGAGGAUAUGACUGUCAGAACAACAGAGGUUUUCAUGCUGCCCGGCUCUGCCAACACAGGGACUUUCUUUAUGAAGCCGGAGCUCGACCCUCGACCUUGAAAAACAUUUAUUUGCAUGUCUGAAACAACCUAUUUCAUCAUUUUAAGUGUAACAUUGUAAAUGCGUAAACAUGUGUGACAUUGAACCCCUCCUCUGUCCUCCAGAGAUGACUUCAACAUCAAGGUCCUCCAGGCGUUUGUGGAGCUACACGAGUUCGCAGACCUCAACCUUGUACAAGCCUUAAGGUGAGAUAACAACCAGAACUAACACUGAAUUAAAAGAUUAUGUUUUAUGACUCUGUUUCACGAUUGUUGGAAAAAUUGAGACAAAUUAAAGAUGGGGUAGGUAUGAUCUGAAGAAGUGCCAGUUUUUGGGAAACAGUUUUCCCCUCAGCUCCUCCUCUUCCCUCCCUCUCUGCUCCAGUAAGCCCCGCCCACAAACAGAUGCUCCUGCUCGCUCGUAUCGUUCCAAUUAAAUUCAGAUAUAAUGCAGAUAAAUACUUCAGAAAAUUACAAAUGGGGCCCAGUCAACGUGAAAGUAAACAGCAUUGGUGCUUCUGUAGAAACGAGGAUAAAGUGACAUAGUCCAGGACCCGAGGUCAACAGUUUAGCGAUGGCGCUACAACACGCUACAGCAGGUCCGUUUGACAAGAAACACUUCUGUUACAGACACUUGUCUUACUUUGUUAAAACGGUUUACCUGUCCAGCAGAAAGGUUACAGGGUCUGUAAGAUCCGGAAGCGUCCCUGAAUCAUUUAUGCUGAUGUUGAUCCAGCUUCUAAGCUCUUGUCCUGGAGGUCCACCUCUGUUUUAAGCGCCCGUUGUUCCGCCAGAAUCUCUGGUAUUUACUCUGUUUUAUUGCUUGAGUUUUCUGGACUUUCUGGUUGGUUUCUACUGUCCAAUGUUGUAGCAUGCUAACUUUGUAUCACGCUAACUUUGUUUGGGCUCGUGAACAUUAUUCGAGGACAUGGAGCGUGCACCACAACCAAUCAGCACUAAGGAGCAGCGUCCGCCUCAAAACCAAUCAGGUUGGGGGGAGGCAGAAAUUGGCUUUGUUUACGAUCAGAAAAAGCGGGCCGCUCAAAAAUUUUAAAAUGUUGACUACACAAACGUAACAAAACACAGCGAUAUUGUUAUAUUCCCAAAUAUCAUCAAUAACUAAUAACUAUUGACUGAUAUCAAAAGCUUUUUUGUAAAUACUCCACAAAAAAAGAUGCUUCUUUAACAGAAUCCUGCCUACUCCACCUUAAAAGCAGGAAAAACAUGUAAAAAUCGUCAGUGAGUCAGCGUGUCUGUAACAGGUACCCCAUCGUUAAAGUCAGCUGGUUCUUUAGGGGUUUAAAUGUCCUGCAGAUAUCGAAGUUCAUUUCCAUGGAGCUCCACAGUCCUCAUCAGGCCUGUUUCCUGUGUCUGUGUCGUUGUAGGCAGUUUCUGUGGAGCUUCAGACUUCCUGGUGAGGCUCAGAAGAUUGAUCGAAUGAUGGAGGCCUUCGCCUCCAGGUACUGCCAGUGCAAUCCCGGCGUCUUCCAGUCCACAGGUACCACAACCGCACACACACACACACACACACACACACACACACACACACAGCAGUGUAUUUCUCAGUCUGACUCAGCAAGGCAGUCCAGGUCAGACACUUUGGGCCAGCCAGACCAGAUCGAUGCCUCUGACUGUCUGUCGGACCUGCUCGGGGUCUGUAGAUCUUCCCCUUGUGAGCAGAUUUCUGCAGAAUUCACAACAUGAGCUCUGUGAUUUCUUUUCAGAGGAUUUGAAGGUUUGAUCUUUGCUGGACUCGACUGGACCAACAGUCUGUGUACUCCUCCAGCCCUGGUCAGCAGCAGCCUGCUUGCUAAUCACUGAGUAAUCCCUCCACCCGUCUCCAGCAGCGAUAAUGAAAUUGAUCAGCGCUCAAUGGUGGUCAUUAGUGCGGUCUCCUGUGUGAACUGAGCGGGCGUAGAGGAGGACACAGGUGACAGCUCAGGUCAUGAAUAUUGAUGUGGCGCAGCGGUGACACACCCAGUUAUUGGUCACCUCUCAGGACCGGAGCGCUCAGGGUCAUAAAUCACGGCGCAGAGGACUCAGACUGGAGCUGGUGGAGGACGGUUAGCUGGAGUUAUGAUGCAGCAGUGAAUCAUGGAUCUGUGAGCGUGUGUGGGUUCAUAACUGCAGAAGAGAGUGAGUGUGUGAUACACAGAUCAACAAAUAGGCUUCGACGUAAAGCCAUUAUAGUUUAAAGAUACAGUAACCCUGAAGGAGAUAAGUAAAGCCUGCUUUGUCCACAGGGGGCGCCAACAACUACACAAACAGAAAGUUUCCCUUAUGAGCUUUAAAAGAAGUUUAGAUUUUGUUAUUUUUAGAGGCCUGUUUCCUAGACAAACUAGUGACAGGCUUUGGUGUGUUUGCAGUUUGUGAGCGGCUGCAAGAAAUGCACCAUUUGGACGGAAAAGAAGAAGUUGGUUGUUGUUAAAGGUCCCCUAUAAUGAAAAAUCCACUUUUGGGUUGUUUUCUACCAAUCAUAUUCAUCUCCUCGAAGCAAUUUCAUUCUCUCCCUCUCUUGCUUUCCCCUCCUUUCUGAAAACAUGAGCGCAAAUGAGCGAAUGGAAAAACUGUGCGGUUAUGACGACAUAACUGAAUAAGCUCAGAAACGGAGAUGGAUGGAGCAUUUUGUCCGUCCUAACCUAUCGUUCCGUCCGUCUUUUUGCGUGACGCCAAAACGACGUUGGUCACGAGAGAGAACUAUAACCAGAAGAGCUCCAAAAUAACGACGAGACAGCGGAGACGUAGCCGUCAGAUAAGCUAACCCAUUUAGCAGUGUAACAUAACACUAACAGAGUAAAAAGACAAAUUUAAAGACGCACAAUAUUCGUAACAAACUAUUCAGAAAUGUCGCAGAGUUUGACUUCCUUCAGGAGUCAAGCCGCAGACCCUUUCAGAGAGGGGCGUGGUUACACACAGCUCAUUAUUAUUUAAAGGUACAGGCGCAGAAUCAGCCCGUUCUCGGUGGAGCUCAAAAAGAGAGGAGGACAGGCUGGCUGAUAUCCACAAAUUACCGGUGUUUUGGACAACAAACUUUAAAUUGACUAUCGUGGGACCUCUGGGACUGAUUUAAACUUGAUGAAAAAUGCAAUAAUAGGGUUCCUUUAGAUAGAAAAGAAUUAAACUUUCCCCAUAUAUCUCCAUCUUCAAGCCCUAUACCUUUACAAAUGCAACUAAAUCAUGAUAAAAACAAAAACAAAACUUGCAUUAGAGGCAAGCUAAUAGACGUCACUGAUACGGGCUUUAAGAAGGAAACAUGUUCCCCCGCUCGCUCUCAAAGCUUCUGUGUUUUAUGCGACACCCUGACUGUGUAACUGCCUCCACAGAUACCUGCUACGUCUUAUCCUUCGCCAUCAUCAUGCUGAACACGAGUCUGCACAAUCCCAACGUCAGAGACAAGCCCCCCGUGGAGCGCUUCAUCUCCAUGAACAGAGGGAUCAACGAGGGGGGAGACCUCCCAGAGGAGCUACUCAGGGUGAGAGCUCCGACUUUAUUAGUUUGUUAGGAGUGACAAAUGUAUCAGCCGCGUUUGAAGGAUUGUGGGCGAGAAACAUAUCCGAGCGCCUCUUUGACGACUGAAAGAUGAAAGUGCUGCUUUAAAUAAACGCUGUUUUAUGAUUUACCCCCCAAAAAGAAACCUGUAGGAUUAUUUCCCUCCAUGCAGAGCGGAGUCACGCGUCACUAAUUGAGACAUCUGCAGCUCAGCAGAUUGAAAUCUCCUCCCCAGAUGCCAUCGCUAAUGAUCCUCUGUGAUCUCUCGUGACAAACACAUAAAAAAACAAGUUCAUGGACCCGUAUUCUGCAGUCUGCACCAAAGUGCCCUUAGCUGAGCUUUACAACACACUUGUACCAAAGCUCAGAGUCACUAAAGAAUGAAUCAUAGUCUCUCACUGAAAACAGAGUCUUAUUUAACCCGCUCUUAAUCUGAAGCUGUUUGGAGAUGUAAAAAGAAGUGUCUUCACACGUUUUCGUUCCCUCUGUCUGUGCAGAAUCUAUACGACAGCAUCAAAAGCGAACCCUUCAAGAUCCCAGAGGAUGAUGGGAACGACCUGACGCACACGUUCUUCAACCCAGACAGAGAAGGCUGGCUGCUGAAAUUAGGUUAGUGUGCGUCUCCCCUGCUGAGGGAACGCAAGACAUCCUGGAUGAUGACUUGAUUCGGUUACUUCCUUACUUUCCUGAACGGGGACUUUAUUCUCACGGCUGAGUGAGGACUUGAGAGAGAGUCGGUGUCUCAUGAGAAGGAGGAAGGAGUAAAAAGCAGAUCUUUUUUAUGUCUACUUAAGAUCGGUGUGUAAAAAGUUAAGUGGCCAGAUGCACGACAGUCUUAUAGGCACUGAGGAUUGAGGAAGCACCACUUUUGAGGCCAUCCACAAUGGGAGGAGUCGCAGGCUGUGACACCGGGGGCACCAGCGCCCAGGCCCCCUGACCCUGACUGACGACAGCUAGCUGGGCCAAAGGGACCCAGUGGCAGCGCCCCCAGCAGCAGCCAAGACACAGCUCCCAGUGUGGAGGACCCCCCUAAAAAGACACUGGAGUUAAAGCGAAAAACUAAAAGCAUAAAAUAGGAUUAAAAAAGUUUAAAAAGUGAACAAUUUAAAAGGAUAAAAAUACGUAAGAUAAUAAAUAAAAUGGUACCAAUAAUUGGUAAAACAAAUACAAUUAUUAAAGAUAAAUAUAAUCUUAAAAAACAAGAUAGAAGCAACAACAUAAAACAAAAUAGAACCACAUAAGAACGUAAGAAGAAUUUGAAAUAUUGUCAUUAAAAUGACACAUUUUACUCUCAAAAGGUAACAGGAUGAGAUUUCUGGGGUUAAAAAUCACUACCUGAGUAUGUAGAGGGCAAGAAAAGCAAAUACUGCUUUGUCCACAGGGGGCGCCAAACUUGGCACAAACCAAAAGUUGCUCACAGGAGCUUUAACUGUCUCCAGAUACUUUGAGGGCAGCUUGAGUUGUAUAUUGCUGCAUUAAAAUUAUGUUUAGAUGAACUUUUGAUGAAAGUGGCAUGUUUGCAUGAAAAUGUGUCAAAUUUAGACUUUUGCAGCAUUAUUGUGAUUACUCACAUUACAACAACAACGAAAGUGUUAUUGUUUUUGCCGUUUUAGUUUUGAUCAUAAAUGCACAUACAGCUUGGAGGAAACAUACACCUCUUUUUUUUUAGUAGAGGUUAUGACGCCAUGCUAACUUGUAGCACCACCAAAACAAAAAAGAAGCACAUGUUCACUCACCCCAUGGUGUUAGUAGAACUAGAUCGUGAUAAGUAAGGUCACAAUAAUAUGUUACCAUGACGUGUUACAGCCUAAAAGGUGCAGGCCAGUUGUUUGUGCGUGUGUGUACAAAGUUAACACAUCCAGACUCUGACUUGUGAAAAUCCCCUUAAUGCAGUUUGGAUAGAAACACACUCUGUAAUUAUUUGUGAGUUGGUGUGUGUGUGUGUGUGUGUGUGUGUCUGAGUGUGUGCGUGUGUGUGUGAGCUCCAGGGAUGGGAUAGUUUCGUAUGCCUUCCCAGUGAGGUAAUCCAGUUUUAGUCCUAAUUCUGCUGUUACACCAUUUGUUCCUGUUUAUUUACACGUGUUUCUGAUUUGGCCCCUCGCUCCCUCGCUCUGUAAUUCACACCACGUUAAAAACGUCUCCUCCUGCCGCUCGGGCAAGACUUUACUCACCUACGCCGCGUCUCAGCAGCUUUUACUUAACGCCGUUUAUCCCAGUUGAUAAAUAGUUGAUUUAUUGUCGGGCGUAAACCUGUUUAGAAGCUCUAACGUAGUUUGUCAAAGGUCAAACUCUCUGCAGGUGAUCAGGUUUAUGACCAUGUUCACACACACACGCACAGCGGCGGCGGCGGCUCUGACCUGCACAUUCCUCCAACUCUGGGCAGCGUCUCUGUUGUCUCAUCAAACCAGUGCGUAUGAAUGCAAAUAGCCCCAUUGUGGCUCACAGACCUAACAUGAUUACAUUCCAGUACGCUUCCUCCCCGGAGCCUUUCCUCGCACCGUAAUAUUUCUAAUUUAACUCUCCCAAAAUAAACCCUGGAGGAUGUGAAGGAAUAAAUGCCUUCUUUAGCAAAUCUCUCUGUACGCCGAGCGGAAAUUUGGCCACGCUAAUUCAAUAGCCGGCAUCUAUUAAAAUGUAAGGGAACCCUGAGCACUUGUAAUAAUGUGCGGCCUGUAUGAGAAGCGGGGAAGUGUUGCAGCACUAAAAAAAGAAGAGCUGUGACCUUAAGGGAUGGUUAGUGCUGAGAGGAACUAAUCGGGAAUGCGAGGUCGGAGCACAAACAGAAAACGCCGUCUUCAUGUUUGCACUUUUGAGCAUGCUUCCCUCAUGUGUGCACACUUCUUACACAAAAAAAGAGCCUCCUCAGCGUCUCUGGAGCGACUCUUUCUGCCUCAAACAAACUCGUCUGACUGUCUUUUCUUUUCUUUUUUUUUGCUUGUAGUUAACACGUGAGGAGUUGAACUCGCUCUGGGGUUAAGUGUGUGUAUAUGUGUGUUGUGCGUUAAUGUCCCCGUCUACAUGUGUGUAGCUUUAGGGGAGGGGGACUUUGGAUGCCAGGUUGGGUUCUUAUCAAGCGCUGUUCUCGCCUCUCUUCAGAGCGUUUUAUCCUGUUACCUUUAAAAAUGAAUAAGCAAAGUCAGGAAUAAUUCAUCAGCGGCGUGAGUCAUCACUUAAGUUAACGAAGCUCAAAGUUAGGAGGUUCAUUAGAAUCACAAUCUGGGGUUUCUUUUGUCUCAAAGGCCUGCAUAUGGAUCACUUUAAAGGGAUAUUCCGGCGUAAAAUUAAUUGGGUCAAACCAUAGACUGUAUAUAGAAUGGACAGAGUCUGCCUCCUUGCUGGGUGAAGCCACUCCGAGAACAGCACCCUCUGUUGAUGGGCUGCAGUGUAGGUCAUAAAUCCCGCUUUCGCCAGCAAAGCUUAUGGAGCUGUGGACAAACCUUAGGUAGAACAUUCAUGAUCGUUUUUUUAUAAUUUCCUUGAAGUAAUAAUCACCAUAUUAAUCAUUUUUCACGGUAGUUCUUCUGUCUUAGCGUCUCAGUCUAAAUGUAUUUCCAUGAAGAAAUUAUCAUAAAUGUUCUUCCUUGAGCUGCGGCACCCCGCUGCUGUCCGUAAUGGACUGGCCUGAGGUCUCGCUACAAACAAGCGGCUGCUGGAAGAGAGUAGGUGAGUUGUGUUUAGUCUCUUUGUUAAAGAAAUUAGGUAAAGUUAAAAAGAUGUUUGGUAGCUGGGACCCUACAUGUCCUGUUGAUGAAGUUAGGUGCUGUUCUGAGCAUUAUUUGUGGCUAUAGAGUGGUGUUUUGGUUGAGGUUUGUUUAUGGCUCCUCAGACUGCUGUGUAUUGCUAUUGUGCGGUUGUUACUAAAGUUGGUAUAACUAGAGAAGCAAGCGGUCGACAACAUUCAUCUCUGGAGGGGGUGUCUAACUCGGUGUUAUGGUGUGUUUGACCCUACAUUAAUUUUACGCCGGAAUAUCCUUUAACUUGAAGUGCAGAUUUGAAGCUUUUUCCUUCCCUCGUGUUUUUUGCAUCUUCUGUUUUUUUUUGUUAUCAGAUCAGCAGAGAUGCAGAGAUCUCAUACUGUUUUUAGAGAGCGCUCGUACAGAAUCAUUUACUCAGGCGGAAGAUAAUAAUAAGGCCGUUCUCAGCAGAAACACUCUGCUUGUAAAUCCACUGAGAACACAAAAAGAAACAAAUCCACAACCAGCUCGUCUCGGACUGUAAUCAUAAAUCGAUUGGAAACACUGGAGUGUGCAGUAUUUAGCAGCUCUGUUACAAGACGAACAGAAACUGAUGGCGUGUGGAUGUAACUGAAGGGGUCUUUUUUUUUGUCUUUCUUUAACUUUACACAUUUGCGUGUUAAGGUUCAGUAGAGUGGGGUAAUCCUGUGGAUGUGGGCAGGCUUUGUAAACGAGUGUCACAUCCCGGCUCUUUUUCCUGGUGGGAGACAGCCGGUCUGUCGAUGCGACCUUUUGUGACACUUCCUGUCUCCUCUGUCUCUUCCUGUCAGGGGGGCGAGUGAAAACCUGGAAGAGGAGGUGGUUCAUCCUGACCGACAACUGCCUCUACUACUUUGAAUACACAACGGUGAGUGUCCUACUAAGAAAACGAGAUAAAAUCCUCCUUCUCCUCCUCCUCGGCUCAUUUUCUUCAGUGACAGUUGGCGUCCAGAUGUGUUUUCGUGUUUUUCUAAUGGUGUCACUCUCAUUAGGUCGAUGUCUGAAUGUUUGUUGAGGGUUUUUUAUUUUAUUUUCAGGGCCUCUGUGUCCUCUUUAUCUGCUACAUCAGCAAUGUCCUCUCCCAGCCCUAGAAUUAUCCUCCAGGACACUAUCAUUAUGUCCUGUCCUCUGGUCUCACUGCUCCACAAACACAUUAUCUGUUCUGUUAAAGAGCGGUGAGGGGGAGGAAGGACGCUUUCUCUUUGCCUGUUUUCUGUCUUGUUUGUCUCUUACCUUGCCACCCUUCACUCUCUCUUUCACUCUAUUUCAGCUCCCUCGGUUGUUUUUCUCUCAUCUCUCGUGUUUUUUUUCCCCCUCUCUCCUUUAGGACAAGGAGCCUCGUGGGAUUAUCCCUCUGGAGAAUCUCAGCAUCAGGGAGGUAGAGGAGCCCAGGAAACCAGUGAGUGUUGCCUCAUUAUAGACCUCACCCUCGGCUCACACAACAAGCACCCUCUCCCCUGUGUUCAUGUGUCAAAGACGACUUGGCAUCUAUUUACGUCGCGGUAUAACCGAUCCGCUCUUUCUGUUUGUCCUCCAGAACUGUUUCGAGCUCUAUAACCCCAAUCACAAAGGCCAGGUGAUCAAAGCCUGCAAGACCGAGGCGGACGGUCGUGUUGUUGAGGGAAACCAUGUGGUGUACAGGAUAUCAGCGCCCACGCCGGAGGAGAAAGAGGAGUGGAUUAAAUCCAUAAAGUAAGACUCCUCACAAGCACACUCAAAGAGAAAGUUUGACGUGUUUUUACACUUUUAUCCCGGCAGUUAGCGGAGAAAGUUUCUUUUUCUUUGUCAUCCUAAUGUUUUGCAAAUCUUCAGUUAAAAAACUCUGUUUUCCGCCGACUGAUGGAGACAUAAAUCAGAGCGGUUUAUAAAGUACAGCCAGCAGUUUCCGUUGUUUCCAGUCUGUAUGCUGAGGUAGUUUUUCCGUCUUCACAUUCAACAGACAAGAACAUUUCCAUCACAAGUCUGCUUGAGUUUCCAGAAAUCUUGAAAUGCCCCUUUAAAUACAUUCUCCCUGGAUUUUCACUUGUCCUGAAAGGGAUAUUCCGGCAUGAAUUUAAGUUAUGGUCAAAGACACCGUAACACCAAGUUAGACACCCCGUUGAGAGAUGAAUGUUGCCGACCGCUUGCUUCUCCAGUUAUACCAACUUAGUAACUUUAGUAACGAGCGCACGAUAGCAGUACACAGCGGUCUACGUCUCCACAUGCACACCUCAACCAAAACGCCUUGAGCUGCGAAACUCCGCUGUAUUCGGUGAUCGACUCAUCAGGGCUGUUAUGGUGUGUUUGACCAUAACUUAGAUUUAUGCCGAAAUAUCCCUUUAAGUUCCAUCUUACUGAACUUUAUUUAGCCACUGUAAUUUUUUUGUUUUUCCAUCGGCAUUUUGAAAUGAUUCAGAAAAUAAAAGUAAAUAUAAAUGCUCCUUCGACCUAACUUUAAGUCUGUAGAGAUUUUGUCCUCUUAGCCAGUCCAGUUUUGCCCUUUUUAAUGAGAAUAACAAUAACUUUAUUGAUCCCCGAAGGAAAAUUCAAUAUUGUCUGUUAGGAAAAAAUAUAGAUAUUAAAAAAUACAAUUUUUAAAAAUAUGUAUUUUUAAAGAAUAUUCAAUGAUAUAUUUUUUUUUUUUUAAUAAUAAAAAUAUUAAAGAAAUAUUUGAAAAAAUAUAUAUAUAUUUUUUUCAAUGUAGUCAGUUAGGAAAAUUCAAAAUUCAAUUGAGGUUACUUUGUAUUUGUUUUCUUCACUUUGGUUGAUGUCUCAGUGGAAUCAGAUGUACUGUGAGUCCUGUCCAGGGAUAAGUGUUCCCUUUGUGAUUUAGCGUUGAUAACCAAUCAGAAUCAAGUGUCUCUCACAGCCGGUUUAUGAGUAAUAAAGCUGGAUAGUUAAUACUGAUAGUGGAGUUUCUGUGCCGCUGUAAUCAGGUCUUCCUUCUUGUUGAAAAAGGCGACUUCCUUUGGUGCCAAACUUUCCCCACAAGGAUAUGAACCAGCAUUUAAAUGUUUUAUUUCAAUAACUUCAGCUCAUUUAAUUCAAAGUCCACAUUUUUCCUCCUUCGUUAUCUUGUCUAUAAAAACUGAAAACAGCGUAGAGCAAACUUCGACUGCUGUGGGUUCAAAAGCAAACCAAAUCUCUCCUUUUUGCUUGUACAAUAUUAAUUUUGAUAGCACAGCAGAGAACAAAUGUGUGUUUUUGAUGCUGUUUGAAUCACUCCACACUGUAGCUCUCAGUAAUAGCAGCGUUUCUGUCGGUGACCUAAAUGUUGCUCUGUAAUCGCCGGCGUAAAGAUGGUGCAAUGUCAAAGAGAGUUGGCUCAGCAGAACAGAACACUUGUAUACUGUAAUAUAGUGCAAUCCCCUCCCCCUCCUCCACCUCCUCCUCCUCCUCUACUCAUACUCUCUGAGAGUAUUCACCGGGGGAAUGAUGGAGGAUUAGUCACCGCUUAUAGCACCCUGAGGUGAGCCAGCAAACCCAGCAAACCCAUCCAGGAGAGGAAGCUCCAAACUGGGCCGAUGCGUUUGCAGCCAGGGAGGCUAACGAGCCACAGCUUGUGCUUCACCAGAGGGGUCCAAGAGGACUGAAGGUCUGGGGAGAUAAAAGGCGCUUUAUGGAAAUCCUGAUUUCCCCCUUCUUCUAAAGUGGAGAUGAUCAGAGAGGCAGCGCUCUUUCUUCUGAUCUUCAGUCACAAACACACAGAUCCAGAUGAUUGUGGACUAAAGGGGGCCAGAGCAGGAAGUAGAGCAGUUUUCCUGAUGAGUUCCUGCAGAGAGAAAAACACGUGUCUGCGUGUUUGUUACUUCUGAAUCUUUUAAAAUAGAUCAGGUUUUAGACAUAAUUGUGGAAACGUUAUUCUGAGUAAGUCAUUCUAGCUGGGUGUGGAUUGGAUCCCUCCACAAUAGAGUUUUUGUCUCUUGAAAUUGGGUUGUGCAAAACGACAAAGAGCCGGAUAGUCAUCAUACAGUGCCUCAUUCUUCGGCGUGUGGCGUUGUAAAGGGAAUCAGAGAUAUCCGCAGUGGGGGGUUGAGCCUCUUCUUGCUUUGUGCUGGUGCUAACAGGAUUUAGCAGCCGUGAAACUGGGCUCCUCGGUAGAGCCCGAAUGGCUUCCUGACUCACGCGCUCUCAUUGUACGGGAGGGGAGCGGGAGAAUGCUCUCGACUCGAUAAUCUCCAGCGACAUUGUUCGCUCUCCUCCAGGUUUACAGGCGUGUAGAGGAGCAGGUGGAGAGUUAGCAUGUUUGUGUGUUUUACUCUUGUUUGAGGAGGUUCCUGCAAAGUGGAGUAAAAACUUAGAGGUGGGAGGGGAGGGGAGGGGGUUCCUCUUCAGAAACCAUGGAAACCAAACUAGGUCACCGCACAAACUUUGUUCUUUUUUUUUGAUCUAGUUAGGCAGGGGUUUGUAUAAAUGUGCCCACAUUUCCAUAUCAAAGAUGCUCAAGACUGUCCUCUCAUGUGGCCUCGUUAUUUAUUUCAUCGCCGUCCUUUGAUUGGCUUCUUCUCCAGGGCGAGCAUCAGCAGAGACCCCUUCUACGACAUGCUGGCCACCAGGAAGAGACGCAUCGCCAACAAGAAGUGAAAAGGGACAAUCUUCUCGACCUCCAGCCCCGCCAUCUUUCUCUCCUUCAGCUCAUGAACUCAGAAACUACACACCGUGUUUCUGUUCGACCGCAGAAAUGACUGUCGACCCCAGAAAAGACUUCACAAACUUCAGUUCUCCGCUAGGGGUGACAGCGCAGCUUCAGGAAGCUCGGAUAUGUGGACUUGCAUGAAGCGAAACGUGAACGACCAAUCAGCUGGUUUGUUCUCCUGUCAUCUCACACACACCCCCUACCUCCCCCUCUCAUACUCAGAACAUGUUUCUAGGUCUUUUUAAAGCACAACUGCCAUGUUUCAGGUGCACAUGCAUGCAUGUGGGUUACUAUAGACCAAUAUGUUUGUGUUUGUAUGUGUGUGUAUGCAGCUGUGUGCAUGCUAUCAGUGCACACACAUUUUGCAGUAUGGGUGCAAAAGUUAAGCUAGCGUUCCCUCCACUGUGCUUUACGGAAAAAAAGUCAAGAGUUCAGAUGUGUGAGUGCAGUUUCAGAAGAGGACUCAAUCGUGUGUGGACACCUCACCUGGAUGACUCCACCAUCUCACUCUGAUGCUGAAUACUUCUCUACAGGUGCCAUGACUGAAGCCCCGCUCAGAGUAACCUCAGAAAACAGCGCCGGCUUACACGACGGUUCCUGAAGUCAGCUGGGCUGAUUUCGCUGAUCUGUGUGGAGCAGAGAGUUUCGGAAACGUGCAUACUUCUUUUUUUUGUUUUUGUUUGAGUUGAGCAGAAGAGAAGCUUUACUCGAGGCUUCAGAUGAAACUUGCUUUUUGGACUCAAAGUUAUAAUCCUUAAGAUUUCACAUCUGGGUUGAUUAGUCAGUUUUUGUGUUAACUGGAGCUCACAGCAGAUGGGGCCUGAAUCUGCAGCUGUUUGCUCUGCAGCCAAUCAGAUUUACAUGGUUGCAAUGAAGCAGACACUGUCGUUACUUAAGUGUAAGUAUGGAGACUCUGAAGGUUAUCUCCAACGAGUGGCUGCACACCGCUAUGAAUUCGACGCCAAAUAAUCCUCAUAUCAAGAGGACAAGAUUUUGGCGCCAAAAUCUGCACCAAGUGAAAGUUCUUCACAGGUAGAGGGUCGCCAUCUUUCUCCUGUUUCCACCACUGAGGACCUUUAAGGUCCUUACACACCAGGAAUGACGUAAAUGUAUGACACGAAAUUCAGAAAUAUUUGGAGGCGAAUUUUGACUUGAAUCAGACGUCGCAACAACACGCAGUCUGAUUGGUCAGAAGUGGACACACAGUAUGCAAAACUUUAGGAAAUUCAACUGUGAUCUGAAAAAAUAAAUGCCGCAACAUUGCAGGACGGGAAAACGUCGCUGAUGUGAACGCUUAUAUUGACAGGAUACGGGUUCAAAAAAAAUAUUGAUGUCCAAAAUAAUCGCAUGAAAAAAAUGCUCCUGGUGCGAAAGGACCUUAACCCUAACCCUCAACCAACGGACGAUUAUGUUUCACAGCUAUUAGGAAUAACCAAUCAGAGCCCAGCACUUCUAGCCAACCAGAGGCAAAGGAGGGCGGGACCUUCCCCUACCAUUCAUCCGAAAAAAUCUCAUGAAAAAAUAUUCCGGUUUGUGUGUAAGGACCUUUAAUGUUUUUAAAGCAAAGGCAAAGCAUACCUAAAUAUUUAUAGAGAGUGACUCCUUCAAAAUAAAAGCCAUAGUAUGAAAUAUCGGUGCAUAUUUACACAGUUAGACGUCCCACCUUCCUCCCGCUGAUCCAUAAUUAAUUUCUUUUCAGAUCAAACAAAUCUUAAGGAUUAUAAUUGAGAAAAAAGACACUUUCUUUAUGAAAAGUCCUUUCAGUCUUCUUAUUUAUGUCUGUGCAUCGGUCCAGUAGGGAACCAGUCCUAUUGAGCUUUUCGUUUUACGUCCAUGACCUACAGUCUGUCAGUGAAGGUCCAUGUGUUGCCGUGAUCCUGUUUGGUUUGUAAUCCUAAGAAUCCUUGCUUGCUUUUGUGUUCUCCUUUCCAAGUACAUAUGAAUAUAACCGACUCUUCAUUUUGUAUUUAUUUUCAUUUGUGAACCGGUUUUACUACACUCUGUAAAUGUUCAACGACGUAUGCUUAAGUUAUGUAUGUGUAUAUAUACUGUAUAGGUUCUCUGGUCUCUUUGAUGUGGUAUGCACACUCUGUGUAACAUGUUUGAGCCGACGGGCGGAAGUUUGCAUCAGCUGACGUUUGGGGUCUUCUUUGCAAAAGCCUUAAACAUAAUCAUGAAAAACAAAAAACAAACAGAUAAUGAUGAAGAUGAAGAUUAUAACAGCGAUCAAUAACUGUGAUGUUGCCGUUCAAAAGCCAUGACUAGUGAGAGAAUGAUGGUUGUAUUUUCAGUGAUGAUACAGAUUAUAAAGAUUAUGAUGUUUGAUGUUAAUGAUGAUGAUUACAGUGAAGUUUUAUCAGUGAUAAUAAUAAUAAUUAUAAUAAUAAUAAUAAUGAUGAUGAUGAUGAUGUCAAAAAAUUAUAAAACCAGUAGUUUUCUAUGUGAUUUUGAAAUGAAUUUAAAAAGCCUUGUGGUCAGGGCUGAAUAUUAUCUUCUCAUAUUAACUUUUAUAUUCUCUGUAAAAGCUCUUGGUCACGUUGUACAUUACGUGUAUCUAUAUAAAGUAUACAUAAAGCUA